GGUGGAGGCUUCGUCGCGGCCGCUGCAAACUGCGCUCGGCAGGUCCCUCAGGCACCGACGGCCGCCCGUCCUCUUGGCCGGCUUUUCCGACCUGCCUGCUCGCCUGCCCCUCUCCGGCCAUGGCAGGUCCCGGCGUCGGCGUCGAUUCUCCCGGCUACAUCCGCACCGUCCUGGGCCAGGAGUUCCUGGGCGGGCUGGACAGCUCCACGCUGGCUUUGCCCCCGCAGCUGUCGGGCGGCCGGGCCGAGGCGCAGAAGUCGCUGCGCAUCCAGCGGCAGGUCCAGCAGACCCUGGCGAGGAAAAGCAGAGGCUCCAUGGUCAACGGUGAGUGGCCCUUUCCGGCCUCCCUCCAACUUUUUUUUUUUAAAUGAACAACCCCAAACUUUGGACGGUUUCUAUAGUCUCACCCCACCCGCAGAGUCCUUUAACUUCCCCCUCCCGCGGGGCAUGAUCUAGCCAAAGUUUUCAGAAAUUAAAUCUCAUGGGUGAGGGCUUGAGAACCGCGCUUUUCCCGUUGGAAAGCUGCCUUCGAGUCGGACCGUUGCUUCCGUCAAGCCUAGUAUUGUCGGCACUGACCGGCAGCGGCCCUCAAGGGUUUCCAGACGAGAAGCCGAGGAUCAUUGAACCCGCGACUUUCUCCAUGUAAAUGUUUUCCUUCGUCAGACUUUUUUUUUUUUUUUACUUAACUUUUGACUUUGUGGUGUGCAUGCGUUUGGCCAAGGCACAGUCUGACCUCCUCCUUUGGUAAUCCUCAUAGAACUUUAGCCCAAUGGUUGCCAUUAAUUUGAUUUUGAAUUGAUUUUAGAAUGUUGUGUUACUUUUAUUGUUGUUAGCGGCUUUGAGCCCGGUUUCGGCUGGGAAGGGCGGGAUAUAAAUAAAAUAUUAUUAUUAUGUAAACCUGUCUGGAUUGCAUUCUGUUGUGGAUAAUGGGGUGCGUGCCUUGGUGAAUAUUUAGGAUUGCAGCUGGCCAGGUACUUUCCGGGUAAUGAGGUCUUCCCACCGUUCCUUCUUUGGCACCUUUCUUCAGUUUGUUAUCUCCUUUGUCUCUCCUGCCCAAUCUUUCUUCUUUCAAAUACUUGUGGCUCUCCUCCCUCCCCCCCCCCUUAUCAGAAACUUGAGAAGGGGAGAGGGGUCUGUUUUGAUUUUCCUCCAGACGCUUUAAGAUUUAUAAUCUGCAUGGGUUUUUACUGUGUGGAGGAGUCGGUAAUUCAGAUGUUUCUCCCAUACCUGGUGGGGUGGGACUUAAUGUUGUAAAUAUUGUAAAAACCGUGAAUUAAUAGUUGGUGGCAGGUUUGUUUUUUAAAAAAACAUACCAUAUUUUCCCUGGAAAAGGUAAAUCUGGAUUAAAUGGGGCAGAGUGUUUCAAUGACAACCAUAUUGUGUAGAUGCUGCCCCCAUAUUUAUAAAUGGAGAAGAUUUAGAGAGGGGGAGAGAGGUGUUUUUCUCAGAGUAGACUCCCUGAAAUGAAUUAACCUGACCAAGUUAGGUCCAUUAAUUUCAGUGACUCUAUUCAAAGUAAAACUUGAAUACUACCCAGUGAUUUUUAAUGCAUUAAGUACAAUAAUAUGUAUUAAAUUGCUUAUAUUUCACACAGAAAGACUUGUGUUACAACAAAUUCUGUACCUGAACUCAAACAUUUUGUGGCUUAGGUGUGUCAUUCCAAUAUAAUAUGAAAGGGUUCCAGCCUAGAUCAUAAUGAAGUUGUUGGUAGUAUUCACAUUUCCUACCCUAUUAUGUGUAAUUGCAGUUAUUUCCUCCAUAAACAUAAUGCCCCAUGUUUUAUAGAGCUAGUAACAUAAGGAAGGUAGUUAGUUAUGUGCCAGCUUUGCAACAAUAAAAAUGCCCAAUAUGGUGGAUGCAGUGGGACAACAACAGUGAAAUCACAGUACGUAGAAUUGUUUCUUUAAAAACAACAACACACAGUUGUCAAUUUACAACAUUGCAAGAGUGGUGUGGUUGCUGCUGGCAUGUGAUUCAUUCCAUGCUGCUUCUUGACUUUAGGAUGUUGAGAUCAUGUGAGAAGAAACUGCAGCUGCUUUUUGCUUCUCUCUCAGUUUCCCAACCCUCCAAGAAGAGGCAACAUUGGUGUGAGAAGUAGUUGCAUCAUCAGCUCCUCCCAUGUGACCUCCAAGUUGAAUCAUUGCCAUAGCAUCCUGCAAAGUGACCACAGGGGAAUGGGACUGACACUCCAAUAGUGCAAGAGCUAGUCAUGUGGGACUGGGCUCUACAAAUAACCUGCUUUGCACAUGGUUGCUGUCUGUCCUGUUGUGGCUGUGCAAAUUAUUUCCGCUCAGUAAAUAAUCGUCUGUAUCUCUGUCCAGAGUUUUAUCUCUCAGUGGCGAAACUGCUGCCUUUUGUGCGUAACUCAUUCGGCACGUCUUAGUGUGAAAUAAUGUUGCCACAUUACCUCAUUCAUCAACCAGUGAGCUACAUGUUAUCUGCUCACUCACAUAAAAGUUCAUACAUUUGGCCUUUCCAUUUUAGGUCUUAUCUGUUUGGGCUGUGUUUGCAUGCAGCCCGUCUUGGCUUUCAUACAAUUUCCCCCCUGCCCUGCAGGGCUGGUGACUCAAGGCUGAAUGGUUCACCAGAUAGUCAGUCUGAAUUCUCAACCCAGUGUUUGACUCAUGUAUUUAUUACCCCUUGCCCUGAAGGCACCUUUCCUAAAUUGUCUGCCUUCAUCUGACUGCCUGUCCACACAUGGUAGGCAGUGUUAGAAACUCGGAUAUACGGUAUAUAAGCUAGGUGCCAAAUGGUUCCUUAAACCAGGGUUACAGUUGCCAAAACAAUGCCUAGUUGCCAGUAUGGGGCCAGGCAGCUCAAAAGUCGUAUUUUUCAAAACAACUUUUUGAUUCCUGAAAUACAUCCUGCUUGCGCAGAUAAAAUAUAACAGAUAGAAUUCUACAGGAUUUGUUGCUAGUGUGUGAAACAGUCAAGAUCCAAGGAACCCCCAGAUGGUGGAGAUGCCAGACACCAUCCUGGCACCUCAGCAUCUUCACUUGGUCACAAGUGGCUGAUAACCACGUGCAUAAUGCGCCUGGUGAACUUUGAGCACUGACUGUAGGCAUGUCAUUAGCAUUCUGCAUUUGGAUGGUGUAGGCCAAGGGUAGAGAAUGCAGUGUCCUGCAGAUGUAGUUCAGCUUUUGUCAGUCUCAGUUAGCAUGACCAUUGGUCAUGACUGAUGGGAGUUGUAGUCCCAACAAUAUCUGGAGUGCACUAUUCUAACACAGGUAUAUACUACUACAGGAAAUUGACAGGAUAAGAUCAGGUGGUCUUUGGCUAUUCUGAGCUUCUGGUACAUUGUGUUCUGGAUCAGUAGUGCCAAUGUUGUUCUGUGGGUGAAUGUGUGGUCCAGCCUCACAGCAGUCAACUAGGCCAGAUGUAGGAUGUCCUCAAUUCUCUCCUAGCUCUGCUGAACACAGAGUGAGAACAAUGUGAUGUAUUAGUUUGAGUGUCCAGGACUGGGGAGAUCCAAGUUGAAAUCCAUGCUCAGCUAUGAAGCUCACUGGGUGACUUGGCAUCACUCCUACACUCUCUCUUUCACACACACACACGCUUGGUCCACAUCAGAGGGUUGUUUUGAGAAUACAAUGUGGGGCAGAAGGAAAACUUGGGACUCCUCAGAAGAAAGGUGGCUAUCAAGUGAAAUAAACAAACAGGAAAAUUUAAGGGCCAGUUCCCACAUGAUUUAAUGAUCCACCCAAUGUUACUGGAAGCUGCACAUAGCUGUUAAAUGAAUCUUAUGUGUGGUUUUGAACUCCUCCUAUUCAGUGGGGAAGACUGAACCAAAUGCAUUUGCUUAAGAUCACAUGAGUGUAUCCCACUGACAUCUGACUUGUGUUUGGCUGGGAUAUGGGGGAUGCCAUGCCUAGACUGUGGAAUUCCCUUCUGAGGACUUCCAACAGCUCACACAAGUUUUCUCUCUUAGCAGGCAUUUCACUUGCCAACAGAAUAAAAACUCAGAAGUCAAGAGAGUUUGCCUGCUGUUUCCUGAUCUUUUAAAAAUCUUUUAAAAAUUCUAUUUCCUGAUAGAUUACUUACCUUGGAACCUAACUCCUCACUCCUUUCUUGGUGCAAAGAAGAUAGACAAACCAGGAAACCUUGGCUUUCCAUUCUGUCUGAACCUAGGAUCAUGGUUUGUUGCUCCAUAACAAGCCACAGUUAACCUGAAGCCAUGGUUUGUUGCUGCAUCGCCUAUCAUGACUGGUUGCAAAGCAACAAACCACAGUCCCACAUCCAGGUGUACUGGGAAGCCAAGGCUUCAUGGUUGGUUUAUCCUGUGUGCACCAGAGGAGGAGAGAAGCAGGAACAAUCGGGCAGCAUCCUGCUCAUUCCUGAGAAGCCAUAAAAACUUUGGGUCAUCCUGGGUGUGUAAUUUGUAAUUAUAAAAAGAAAACUGAGAGAGAAAAGCUUCUGGAUGUUGAACAAUGUCUCUGGUUUUACGGUAAAUGCCACCCAAUUGUUUACUCAGAGUGUAUCGAAAGAGCUCUGUAAAAUACUUCUUUAUCUGAAGCCAGCCAAUGAGGAGGGAAGGCAAGCUGGAACAAUGCCUAUGCAUGCAAAGCUACCAAAAUAUACCUACAAAGGGGAAAGCUCCAGAAACACUUAACUUUCCUACAAAGCAUUUGCACUUGACCAGCUGGGACAUUGUUAUGUUACUUGGAGUUGUUUUGUUGCUUUUGGCCAACUUUGUUUUUCCCCAAUAUGCUGGUAUUUGGGGCAUCUUGCAUUUUUGAAAUGUCAGGGAUUUUGAGAGUAUAAUGUUCAUAAACAAAAGCAUGAGAUGAAAAACGUGAGAGAGCUUGCGCACUCAUUAACGUAAGCUAGAUUUUCUACAUAGAAGAUUCUUCUGUGUAGGAAAGGAUAUUUAUUGGAUUUGAUGACUCUACAUGUGUUCGCUUUGUUGGGUGUAUGUCUGCUGGAAAGGCGCAGAGCUGUGGCUACAGAGUUAUACCCUGCCUGCAUGUUGGCGUGCAUGCACUUAUCAGAAGUGACAGUCUGCACAGCAGACCAUUUUAAGAAUUUCCCUACAUGGAAAUGGAUUGUCACUCAUUCAAAACAAAUAAGGACUUUGCACCUGACAAUUUCCUCCGCUGCAUUGCUUCCUAGGGCCAACUGUAUUCUGUACCUUUGAGCUUUAUUAUUUUCCGCAAGGUAGAGCAAGAAGAACAAAUUGGUCUUGUUUCUGCUUCAUGGUAAACUUAGACUUUAAUGAAUACAAGCAAAUACCUGUGUUUGUCGGUCAUUUAUAAAUACUUUGAGCACACGUCAUUGCAAUUUGGAUAUUAAUAGUAAUCAUAAGGACUAGUCAGUUCAGAGCCUAAUGACAUCAAUGGCUUCUCCAUUGAGUAAUCUCAGGGCCAUGGGUUCAAGCCCCAUGUUGUGGGGGGGGGGGAAUUCCUGCAUUGCAGGGGGUGGCCUAGAUGACACCCAUGGUCCUUUCCAACUCUACAAUUCUAUGAUUCCAUGAAAUAUAUCCUAAAUGAGGGAUUGCUCUGUAAAUAAAUUAUUGCAGUCAUGCUUAUCUUGGAAUACUUGGGGCAGGGCCCAAUUUUGCACUGUGGUUUCCCUUUUGCCCUCCCUCAGUUAGACCGUGCUCUGGGAACAUAAAACCAGCCGUUUAUUCACAAUUGCUGCAACGUUUGCCAAACAGUAAACAUCACUGAACAAAUAGGCGUGUACGCAACAGACUUACAUAUUUUGUGGGUAUCGUUCAGUUUCUUUCCUGCAAUACUGUGUAUCAGCAUAAGGGGAAUUAUCACCCUGAUUACAGAUUAGCCACAACCCCAGGGAGGGAGGAGCAGGGAAAUCUUUUCACUUUGAGGGCCACUUUCCUUUCUGCGCAGCCUUUUGAGGGCCAUAUGCCAGUGGUGGGCAGGGCCAAAGGCAAAAGUGGACGAAGCAACAGAUGUAAAAGUAACCUUUGUACAGGAGGCUUGUUUCUACACAUACUCUGACACACCCCUCUCUAUCCUCCGUUCAGACAAUCAACAGGCAUUAUCUAAGUUCAAGGAUAAAUUCCUGCCAGGCAAAAAUAUUUGCAGUGCAUAUUGGGACAAUGAGAGGUGUGGCCUUGGGAGUUUUGAGGGCCAGUGAGAGAGGCUUGGAGAUCUGCUUUUUGUCCCUGGAAUUGUGGUUUCCUACCCCUGAAGUAACAGUGUUUAUUUAGGACCACUCUGAAGGCAUCGAAAGGCUAUUGACAAACUCCAUUGUUUAUUUAUUUACUUCAGAUACUUUCAUUCUGGUAGGUUCCAAAAUGUGUUGCAUCUUAAUUCUUCAAUGUUAUGAGCUACACUUUCUCCUUGUGUGUGCAGCUUAGGGAUAGGCCUGCCAACUCUCCAGCUUUGAAGAAGAGACAUCUAGUGUUAAGGCUGUAAAGCCUCUCUUCCUUCUCGCAUUGAAAUCUAAUCUCCCUGCUUAGCCUUUGUUCUCCAUAAUUGCUUCUGCUUUGAACAAACCUGGAAGAGUUUUCUGGCACCUUAAAAUACCUAAAUCAUUUAUUGUGGCAUACGCAUUCAUAGAGUAGAGCCCACCAACUGGUUAAGCGUACUCUAGUCAACAAAAUAGUAUAUCUUAAUAUAUCAUAGAAUCAUAGUUAGAAGGGACUCUGAGGGUCAUCUAGUCCAACCCCCUGCAAUGUAGGAAUCCUAAUAAUUCUGUUACUCUUAAAGUGCAUCCACAAGAUUCUCUUCCACAUUUGCAGACAGGCAUGGAGCUAUUUCUCUGAAACCGGUCCGCCAGCCUUCUAGGAAACCUUAAAAAUGAUGUUCCUGGCAAUUAAAGAAAGUUGCCCAAGAGCUCAGCUAGCCUGAUAGAAUUGCCAGAGCCUGCAAGCUAACCAAAAUGAACUUUGUGUAACCCAAUUGCUAGAUCAGAGCAGAGCCCUUACAAGCCCAGUUUGCUAAUUAAAUGAGAUAAAGCUGCUGAAGGAAAGCCACUAAAUCUAUCUCUAGACAGACAUGGUAUUCAUGUAUUUCUGGAAGGGAAAAAAAUUAGCAGGAGAUGCCUAAAUUAGAUUAGUUACAUACCGAAUAGAAUAAUAAGGAAUUGUGUUAAUGUUUAAAACUCUGCUUUAAGGGUUCUGAUGCUAUGUUUAUCUGUAAAGCAGGGUAAAUGUAACACAUCUUGAUUUUAAGGCUGAAGUCUUAUUUGAAUGUUACUGAAAUUUGUUUAUUUUUUAAACAAAAUUUAUACACUACUAGUUUGUAAUAAAACCUUUAGGUGUUUUACAAAAAACAAAGCAAUUGUCCAGUAGCACCUUAGAGACCAACUAAGUUUGUUCAUGGUAUGAGCUUGUGUGCAUGCACACUUCUUCAGAUACACUGAAACAGAAGUCACCAGACCUUUAUAUAUAAUAAUAAUAAUAAUAAUAAUAAUAAUAAUAAUUAAUAAUAAUAAUGGAGGGGUAUUACUCAGAAGGGUGGUGGGAAUGGGUGAUUGGCUGAUAGGUGUGGUAAACCUGUUGACGACUGUUAACGACUGCAAUUGGUCUUACAGGAAAAAGCAAGGGAUGAGAUGGCCAAAAAUAGCUUUAUCAUGUAUAAUGAGAUAAGAAAGCUCAUACCAAGAACAAACUUAGUUGGUCUCUAAGGAGCUACUGGACAAUUUUUUAAUUUUAUACAUAUAUGUAUAUUUCUACUGCGUCAGACCAACACAGCUACCUACCUGAACAAAAAACAAAGCAUUCAGAUUAUCAAUACAAGACUGUUAAAAACAGGUAUUAAAGACAUUCAAAAGAUAAUCAACACAGGCUUUCGAAAAUCUGCAUGGGUUUUUGAAAACAAAAAAAAUCUGCAUAGGGCUUUCAAAAACAAAAAUGGUUUAAGCGUUCCUGACCCACAAUAUGCUUUUUGCAUAUUGCUGGCAAGAUGCCCAACAUCCUGUUAAUUUGGGGACCAGGAGGCUGUGUGAAGGAGCUGUAUAAGAUAAGGGUCCCUGGGGAGGAAACAGAACAUAUUGCAGACACUGCAGGAUCCCUGCGAAUGUGUUGCUGGGCUAUCCAGCAUCAGUUGUGAAGUGAAUCUUUGCACAGCCAGUGUUGCAAAUGCAUUGGUUCCCUAUCCCCACGCAAGUGAAUGGCAACCAUUCACUCAUUCGAGAGACAGAUGUGAGCCAAUCUACCUUGUCUCCGCUAGCAAUUCCUGUAACCCCAAGCCUUUGAGAACCAUGCCUGCUUUAAUCUACACUGGAACGGGAUGGAUGUUGGUAACUGGCUUCUGGAUGUAAAGGACCUGCAACAAAACGUUGCAGUGUGUUCUCCUUCCUAACAGGAUGCUUUCUGUUCAGGCUUGCGGCCAGCAAUUCCCUCCGAACAGGGCAUUCAGCUCCUCCCAUUGGACUCCUCUCGCCUCCUCUCCCAAUGCUUGAAUAUCUGCAGGGAGGAUUCUAAUGGUAUUCUGCUGAACAGGGUUAGAGUCUCCAGACUUUCAUGCUCAAUGUAUAAAGGUUGGGACAGGAAGGGGUGGGGCUGAUUUGUGCAAAAGCAGCACCUGAACACAUACACACCCUUACCUGAUUUGAGCCGCACAAAGAAGGCUUGUCUGUCUUUUCCAACUGACUCGGCAUUCCGUGGUGACUGAGUGUCCUCUGUACUCAUUUGGUUAUUGGGCUGGUUGUCUGUAAAAAGCGUUAUUGUGUCUCUGCAAACAUCAGCGUUCAUCUGAGCAUGCUGAUAAUCCUCCUUUCUCAGUGGCCCUGUUUUAGAUCCACUUCUGUCAGCACGCACCACCUGAGUUCAGUAUUAGAUGUGAAUCCCACCCUGCCCAGGUGGAAGAACAGCAUCCAUUUUUUAAUCCACAUUCUUACAACUUUCCUGUGAGUUAGCUGCAAAGCCAGCCCAUCUAUUAGACCAGGGACGUCCAGCUCUCAAGAGACUGCAAUCUACUCACAGAAUAAAAAACUGGCAGUGAUCUACCCCUUUUGGGGGUGGGGUUCAGGACAAAGCUGUUGGCCUUUUUUUAGAGGGGCAGGUCUUUAGGGGAAAAGGUAAAAGUCACUCACCAAAAAAUUGCUCAGGAAACAAUCAGCCUUUGGCAGAGCUGGCGAGCAAAUACAGUGGUACCUCGGGUUACAUACGCUUCAGGUUACAGACUCCGCUAACCCAGAAAUAUUACCUCAGGUUAAGAACUUUGCUUCAGGAUGAGAAUAGAAAUUGUGCUCCGGCAGCGUGGCAGCAGCAGGAGGCCCCAUUAGCUAAAGUGGUGCUUCAGGUUAAGAACAGUUUCAGGUUAAGAACGGACCUCCGGAACAAAUUAAGUACUUAACCCGAGGUACCACUGUGCUUUAUGCAACAGAAAAUUUAAUAAAUAAUAAUAUUGGGGGUGGUAUUGUCUGUUUGUUAUUAUGGUAUGUAUUUUUGUUUUUUUAUAUUGUAAGCUGCCCUGUGAUCUUUGGAUAAAGGGCAGUACAGAAAUUUAAUAAAUAAUAGUAAUAGCCAAAAACAAAAAAAACAAAAAAGGAAACAAUCAGCCUCACAGCAAAAAACUCCAUCUUUCGUUCUAGCGAUCAUGUGUGAAUGGAGGACAGGGCGAGGGGCCGGGGCCGGGUGUUCUUUUUUCCCCCACAAAGGAAAAAUGUGGGCACUUAGAGAGCCCACAAUCGACUGUAACCUCCCAGGGAUCAACCAGUCGAUCACGGUCGACCAGUUGGAAAUCCCUGUAUUAAACAAAUGGGUUGAGUAUGAGUUAUAUGCAGGCUGUGUGUGUGUGUGUGUGUGUGAUUGAUUUGUUUUUAUUACAUAUUUUGUGUUCUUGUUUUUUAUGCUGUGAACCACCUGUGAUCUUCAGAUGAAGGGUGGUAUGCAAAUUUAAUAAAUAAAAAUAAUAAGCAGUCAGAGACACAUGGACACACCUAGGAAGAUUUCCAGAAAGGAUUGGGAAUUUUUCUGGCUUAUCUCCCCCCACCCUCGAGGGCCACCUUUGGCAGGUGGGUGGGACAACACUUUACAAAGCACCUAUAUAAACUACCAUUGUAUUGUCAGACGAUGGCAGGUGAUUGACAGGUGGGAUGUCCCAUCCAUCUGUCAAAGUCCCUUGUACAGCACUUGCCAAGCAUCUAUAACAGCCGGUUGAACCGACAACCAGUUGAACCACAGUGCAAGGGGCUUUGCCAGCCUUUGCUUAACACUUGGGGAAAUGCUGAGUGAAAGACUUACUGUGGUUCCUGGCUUUCAUGUGUUUAGGAGCCCCCAUACAUAGUACUUUGCAAGCCAGCAAAAAGCAGGAUUUCUUCCUUCUGCCUGUCAGCUGACAGUGGGACAUACAAUGUCAGGUGUGGGGCAGGUAGCCAUCAUUUGAGUAAAACGGCCUCGUGGGUUAGCACAGUUGGGUAGAGCAUGGUGCUGAUAAUGCCAAGGUCACAGGUUUGAUCCCUGUAUGGGUCUAGAUGGCUAGAUGAUCCAUGGGGUCCCUUCCAACUCUAUGAUUCUAUCAUUUGGCCAGAUUUGGCCCAAAGGCUGGUGAUUCCCCACCUGUGGUUUUAUAGUGCCAUCAAUGGAACUGCUCCACUGGAGUGGAUAUCUGUGAAGUUGGUUUACAGUACCAUCCUAGCUGAACGUUGCUUCUGAGGGCACAGCUCUGAUUUAGUCCCAUUAGAGACAGGGCAGUGGUUGAUUUAUCGCCCUGAUUAAGAUGGCAAAUGCUUUAAGCCCUAAUCUGUAGAAACUUAAAUUGAAAUCUCGGUUAACAACUGAUCAUCCACAAAACCGUUCCUUGAGGAUUAUCACUUUCUAAUCUGAUGCUGGAAGUUGCACGAAUGCCAUCACAGCAAACGUGCAGUAUCUGUGUCAGUGGUGGAUAUGGACAAGCAUCUUCUGUUUGCUGAUCUUUGGCUAUAUGUGAAACAGGCAAGCUAUAAAUUGUUUCAUUUUCCGUGUGAUAUUUUUCCCAUCUCAAUAUCAUUUGCAUCUUUACUCUAACUGAUCUUGCACCUUCUACCUCUGCUCUGUUUGCAUGACAUGUUUAGUCUGUUGUUUAGAAGCCAACCCUGAGGCCAGGGCCUGUGUAUUCUGAAUCGAAAUCAAAAUAACACUUUAUAGAGCACCUAUAUAAACUUUCAUAGGAUUUGCCUGAUCUUCUAUGGUGUGAUGCACAAGGCAUGGGGUCAGUUGAAAAGACAGCACUGCAGUAUACAAAACUGGGAAGGGCAGAGGUGUUCUGUGCAGUGCCUAGUAGCAAUCGGAGUGGACCGAGAGGAGUAGGACAAAGGAACAGCAACCCAGGUCACAAACUUCUGUCAACAGGGCUGACUUAUCCCAUCACAUCAGUUCACUGUGGAAGCUACCAAGCACUUCAAAACCACAAGCACUGAGUUUCAGUGCUUAUACACACCAUCCCCUAAGGAGCCAGCUAGGAUUGGCUUGCGACCGAGGAGAUGGAGCCCAGUUUGUACACUAAAAGUACCACCACUCUUUGCCUGAACAGGGGGCUAACAGCUGGUACUGUCAUUGGACCAACUGACUGCACAGGUUAUUAUAAGCUUCUGCAUUAGGUGCAGGUAGCAGGACCUACAACAUACGAACCAGACACUCCUCAUCAGUUACAACCGGUCCAUCCAUCAGCUCUCCUCAUCUAGCUGUGGGUGGUAGCUAGUGGCUGUGUUUUCAACAUGCAUUGCCUGUGCUUUCCAUAGGAAUGUAUAAACCAGCCUGGUGCCCUCCAGAUAUUUUGAUCUACCACAAUUCCCAUCAGCCCCAGCCAGGACAUAAGAGUUGUGGUCCAAACCUUCUGGAGGGCGCCAGGAUGGAGUGUUACACUAAAAGAUGUUUCUCUAGCCUUUUCUCUGAAAAUAUCCAAUGAGGAAAAUCCCAGUGUUCUUGGCUAGGUCUCCUCUUAAGGUUUUGACCAAGUAACCUCUUUCACCACUUUUUAAAACCUGCUGCCAUCUAGAGUAAUCGCUCCCAGCUUUUCUGACCUCAAAAGAGUCCCGCAGCCCCAUCAUUGCAUAGGCAAAUAAUCCAUUUUAAUCAGCAGACUUGAUUUGCUGGGGGACCGUAUGUUGAGAGAUACAGCCUGGGAGAAUUUUUCGUUUAAAAUUAGGACAGAAACCAGAUUGUGGCUGAGGAGACAGAGCAACAGUUCACAUAGCAUGACCUCCUCAGAUCCUGUGCUCUCUGCCUCUCCCAUUUUCAAUAGAACUACUUAACCUUCCAGGUAUGGAUGUGAGAGUUUCAUUAACUCUCCAUUCUGCGCUGCACACCAUGUGCCAUAUGUCUCCUCUCUGGUUGCCCUUAAAGUAAUGUGAGGAUAGGGAUUAGAACAGUAUUGCUUGCUGUGGUUUGUAACUGAGUGAUUAAAGAAAUGUCAAAGCAGGGAGGAAUGAAAAGAAGCACAGCGGUUUAUGGACGCACCCACAGCAUGAAAAUGUGUAAUUGUCAUCUUGCAUGAACAGUUUCCUCAAUUUAAGAUCACCUAUGGCAAGGAUAGACUUGCAAACUGUUAUGCACUUCUAAGCUAUUGUUGGUAUUGCUGCUCUUAUUAAUACUGACCUCACUAAUGUAACACAUUUAUUUAUUUAUUUAUUUAUUUAUUUAUUUAUUUUAUUUUAUUUUAUUUUAUUUUAUUUUAUUCAUAUUCCUUCCAUCAUGGAAGCCAUCAUGAGUCGCCCAUCCAAACCACUAACCAGUAAAAGGCGAAAGAUUUAUACGAUCUGAAGAGAAACCAGAGUAUCCAAACCACUAACCAGACCCAGAGUUGCUGAGCUUCAGCCAGGUAGUUGGCUCAGCAUUUUGACCCUCUUAAAAUUAUCCAUCCUUCUUAUGCAAAAUUUGCAGGGUUCUCUUGAGCAUGUUGAUGCGCCUCUCUUAAUUUUCAGUGAGUCCUACUUUGACGGUAAAGCCAUCGUAACUCAGCACCUGAGUUCACUAUUAAUGUGCACAAUGUGCUGUGAACGUAUUUCUCGUGUCUUUGUACAGGGAGUCUGCAUCGGACUGCCAGCGUUCCAGAAUAUGUGUUCAUAGCAGAUGAAACAGACUUUGCUUCAAGACCUCCUCAUGGAACUUCAUACUAUCCAUCUUAUCAGGUAAGGAACACUGAAGGAAUAUGCACACACACAGUGGAUGUAUAAAUGAAUUCAGAUGCCUGUCCUCCUUGCUUUGCUGUGAUGGAUAAUGGCUGGAUCAUAGUCAGGUUCAUCCAUUUUAUACUCUUGAGAAUGCCUGCUGAGUUUUCCUCUCAUGCUUGAAGGCCACCCAUAUCUUAAGCGUUGCUAUAAUUCCACAAACAAAAGUAAUCUCCUAAAUAGAAGAUUUGCUGAGGAAAAUUGGCUUAGUCACCCAGUUCCAUUGUGUGACAAAUGGGCUCCAUUUUAUGUUAUCGAUAAUGUGAUAAUCGAAGGACGGAAAGAGAGAUUGUUGCUACAAAAGCGAUGUGUUUGAGGUUGAGGAAGGAAUGGUGCAUUUAGUUUUACAAAGCAGGAUCAGAAAUGUUUAAGGGAGCUAACUAUUCUUGCUUACAAUAUUAGAUUCCAGGAAGGAAACUAAUCCUUAUUUCAGACGCUAGAGCUUUUGAUUGUACAUGAGCCAAGAGGAAUUCUGCCUUUGUUUAUAUUUGUCAGACAGGUUGCGGACCCUGUGUAGACUAAAUCGUCUUGUGUGGCUUAACUUAAGUACAUCUCCCAGCUUUUAAUUACAGUGUCUGAAUUUAUCUAAUUACUUGUUUUCUCCAUUAUCAAUAGCCUCCUUUGCACCUGCAUCAGAGUUCUCUGUGUUUUCAGUCUUUGAUUCUGUUGUAGUUGCAUGUAGUUUUCUUGCUAAAUUACAAAAAAAAGUAACUGCUCUGGAAAGGAGGUGGAAUGGGAAAGUCAUGCAAGCCUUUGAGGAAAUACCGAAGUUUUUAUAUGUUAUAUAGGGCAAUGAAAAUGCUUUGGAAACUGCACAACUGUAACUUAACCUCCUGUGAAGGACUCUCAUUGCUAAUAACAUCCAAGACAUCUACGGGACAGAUGGGACAUUUAUCCCAGAAACUCAAAGAAUAAUGAACAGCUAAGUGCUAGGAAAGAAGGAGCGGGAAAUUAUGCUAGCCAGGGUGAUGAAAUAGGUAGAGCAUUCUACUUCAGAUCCCCACUCAUUCAAGAAAAUCACUGGGUAAUCUUGGGGCCAACCACUAUCUCUUAGCCUAACCUGCCUCACAGGCUUAUCAUGAUGGUAAAAUGCAGCUUCCCUGAGCUUCCUGGAGGAAUUGGCAGCUGUAAAUGUAAUAAAUGCAAAAGGCUCAGGACAUACUUCCUCACAAAGUGCAUACAGACUCAGUUUCCAGAAGACGUGGCGAUGGCCACAUUUUUCCAUGGGAUCAUAUACCAAAGGAAUUUCCCCCCAGAAAACAUUCCACCCCAUAUCAUGCCUUAUCGUGAUGUUCUUUUUGUUGACUGUAUUGUCCCUUUUGUGUGUGUUUAACAGAUAGGAUCACAAAGCAGUUAUGAAAAUGGCUGGGAGCCUAGAAUCCUUUCCUAUAGCUCCUACAGGGGCAUGGAAGAGACAUCUCAAAGGCAGCCCUUGAAGAGAUUAGAGGUAUCCCCCAAUGGCAGCCCUGGCAAACUGGCACACUACCCAAACGACUUCCAUUACCACAGGGCUCUAACUGUGAGGCAUGGCGAAAGCAAGAGAUCCGGUGCCGUGCCUCCAAGGUACGCUCGCUCUGAAAUCCUUGGCUACGGAGGCCAGAAUGCUGCAAGCAGAAGGUAUGCUGUGCAGAGGCAGUUCUACAUUGGGUCCGGUAACGACACGGAGGUUGACAGCGUCCCAAACAGCCCACGGGUACCAGUCUAUCAGCGUAUUGGGACCAGUCGGAGCAUGAACAACCUUUUGGAGAAAGAGAGUUACCCGACUUCUGGGUAUGCCACGGGACAAGUCAGGACUCCUGUCGCUUCCCAAAAUUGGUCUCAGAACAGGCAGUCUCAGAACAGGUUCAGCUGGCACCAGACGACAGUCAGGUCGCAGAGCACAAGGGAGGCCUCUCAACCAGCUUCCAUCACCAGCACCACUGCCGAGACAGGGAGGAGGAUGGCAAUGACAGCAGCUAUGGCAGCUGCAGCAGGAAGUGGACACAUGAUUCAAGAACGGGCCGGCGCCGUUGGAUCUCAAGCAGGGUAAGGUUUAACUCCACCCUUUUUUAGACACACCAGGCACCAGUGCUUUACAUCUUGAUCUUAUCUAGUUUUCAUGAACAGUGCACCCAGUUCAUGGGACUUUGCAAAUCCGGCAAAGAUCCUGACAAGGCUUAGCAAUGUAAGAAAGCGUCUGGCUUAUCUUGUCUCUGUGCAUACUCAGCAAAUAGGCACUCAUGGAGCUUAUUUUAUUUUAACCUUCCCAUGUUGACAUAGAGCUUACUGCACAUGUAUCUUACAUAACAUAGGCUGCAGUCCACUGCACAUUUCCCUCCCAUUGAAUUAAAUGGGGCUUCUGAGCAGACAUGCUCAGGAUUGUGUUGUUGGAAUAAACUAUCUUCCAAAGGCAGCAGAUCAUUUUUAUUUCCACUGCUGUGUAUUGGUUUCAUAAUAAUAUCUUGCUUUACUCAUUGCUGGAAUUCCUACUCCAGUCUACUGAGUCAUAAGAACAUGAUUUUCUAUACUCGGAAAUUAACUUUGCAGCUGUUAAGGUAUACAAUGUCAGGAGGACAGAAAGGGUUUGUUCAAGAUGUCAGGUCAGAACAAGAACUGAACUUCUGGUUAGGAUAACAGCUGGAUUGAACAGAACAGCUGAAAUUCCCCAGGUGGCUUGUGAUGUUUGCUGUCGAUUCCAGGUUGGCUCAGUAGUGCAGAUAUAAGCAGCUGACAUUUUGAUUUCAUCAUCACUUGAGAAGUGUAGGAGAAAAUGGAUAGAGCUCAAAACACAUUGCUUGAAACCGGCAUUGAAUGGGGCAGGGCAUAAUGAGUUGACUAUCCAGUUAGAACCAUUUAAACAUUUUCAGUCAAUUAAAUUUAAUCUGGUUGCUCUUUUCUAAUGUUUAAUAUUACUUAAUUUAAGGCUAUUUUGGGGGGGGUUUUAAGUACAUGCAAAAAUGUGGGUAAAGACUACUCCCUCUUAAGAGUCACGUGUUGGCUUCUCUGUCAUGCUAGUUUGAUGCAUUAACACAACAGGCUACCUGGGGCUGUAGUCCAACAUCUAAGGUAGAACCUUGGAAAGGAGGAAUCCUGUUGUGUACAGUGAUGUACAACAGUAGCGGCAAUUUAUUUAUUUGCAACUGUACUGCAAGUGACAUCUGAAGCAUGUGAUGGUGCCACUCUUACCUAUUACAUUCUACAUAGUGUACUGAGAUCUAGCAGGGCUAGCCCAACUGUUGGGUAAAGUGAGUCAGCCGUCUCAGGCAGCUGAUUCUUAGCAUCAUAAAAGGACAGCCAAACAUUGGCUAUUUAAUUUAUUGUUGUUGCUAUUGAGAAAGGAGAGGUGCUUGCCUGCUCCCAGAGCUACCAUACCCAGAGCAGCUUAAUCUCUCUUCCUAAGGACCUCUGUGAAGAGAGUUCUCCUAACAAGUCUCAGCACCUUUAGCCAACUACAGCUCCCAGAAUUCUUUGGGGGAAGCCACGACUGUUUAAAAUGGGCUCAUAGUUCUUUAGAUGUAGGGUGUGGGUGUGUGCCUUACUUUAAUUUGUGCUUUUCCUGGUAUUUUAUACCCACUGUUUACUUUUCCCUCCUCUGUACCCAUCUCUUUACUUACCUCUGCCAACUGCGGUAAGUUCAUGUAUUUCACAAAACAGGAUAUGGCCCAUAAAAGCUUAUACCACAGAAAGUAUGUUAAUCCAGCCUUCCCCAACCUAGUGCUCUUCAGCAGUUGUUGGGCCACAACGCCCAUCAGUCCCAGCCAGCAUGGCCAGCAGACACCAUAGGCCAGGCUUCCUCAAACUCGGCCCUCCAGAUGUUUUGAGACUACACUUCCCAUCAUCUGUGACCACUGGUCCUGCUAGCUAGGGAUCAUGGGAGUUGUAGGCCAAAAAACAUCUGGAGGGCCGAGUUUGAGGAAGCCUGCCAUAGGCAAUGGGUGUUGUAGUCUAGCAACAUCUGGAGGGCACCAGAUCUAUUACUUAUUUACAGUGUUGUUUUUAAUCAGGCUUGUUGCUUGACAUUCGCAACCUGCUAAAGAACAUCCGUUAGUUCCACUGGUGCUCAUUUUGCAGUCUGGGCUUACAAAGUGUUAAUGUUUAAAUCACCCAGGAAUCCAGAAGGAGAGAUGACUCUGGAGCGUGCGGUAAAUAUAUUGCAGACUGAAAAUGCUUCGUCCCCUCGAGUCCUUCCAGCAGUUGUCUUCAUACAGCAUGAGAGUUUCCAGAGAGCAGAAGCCAGGAGGAAAGUGAGUAAACCAUUUUCUUACUUAAUGUGGCUCUUUACAGAGGCUACUCUUCCACACAGAGUAUUGCAUCUGGAGCUGGCAUGGGAGAAUAAUGGAGCUAAGAGAUACUAGGGUUGGAAGGACCUUCUGGAUGAAAUUCUCUUUGGAUAUUAUUGCAUUUACCCCUGGAUGAACCCCCUCCAUGUGCUUAAUAUGCAGAGGGGAAGAUGGGAUCAGACUGGAGACAAACAAAUCUACCUUUCAGCUUGAAAUCCAAUUUUAUCUAGACUCCAAAUCUUGGAGGAAAGGCUACAUAUUGUUACUUGAAGUUGCCGUAAAUAAAAUAUUUUUUGGAAUCUGUAACUUUUUAAAAAUCCUUUGGCAGCAGUACUUAGGUGAGGCGGAGAAAGAAUAAUCCAGUUGACAUUUUCUUUACUUUUACUGUUAAGGCCUCGGUGCUCUCUUAUUUCAAAUAUGCUUUUCAAUAUUGCAUGUGACUGACUGAGUAUAUGAGUAUCUGAGAGAGGUCCAGAGCUCAAAGUGGGCAGGGAUGCCAUCCCAUUGCUUUUCAGUGGAUGUAAGAACAUAAAAAGAGCCUGCUGGAUCAGGCCAAUGGCCAAUCUAGUCCAACAUCCUGUUCUCACGGUGGCCAACGAUAUGCUUAUAGGAAGCCUUCAAUCAGGACUUGCACCAGGGCCCGCUCCCUUCCUGUGGUUCCCAGCAUCUGGUAUUCAGAAGCAUACUGCCUCUGACCAUCCUGGGAUGCUACAGAAAGCGAGAUUACACUAGUGUCACAAAAGUCUCUUAACCUAGGCCCACAGUUGUUUCUGGACUUGGGGGGAAGCAAAUACUGCAGCAACAGGCACUUGCCCCAACCUUGCUGGGAAUUAGGCCUUGGACUGGAAAAAGAAGCUCUCUACUGCAGUACCACUCAGUGGCGUAGCGUGGGGGGUGCAGGGGGGGCCGGCCGCACCGGGCGCAACAUCUGGGGGUUAGGGUUAGGGGGCGCAAAUCCACGGGUUAGGGGGCGCAAAUUACUUGCCUUGCCCCGGGUGCUGACAACCCACGCUACGCCACUGGUACCACUGCAGCUCCACUGUUUCUGAGUUUUAACAAACAAAGCUCACACAAUGAUGCAGAUGGUCUUUAACUUCACAUGUCUUUUAAGUGCUCUGAAUGACUAGCUUAUUGGCCAACAAACCUUGGUGCCUCCCAAAGAGGGUGGCCAAAAAUAAAGGCUAUAAGUUUGCAUAAAAUUUAUUUGUGCGCUAACUUUUCAGUAUAGAUGGAGAUUUUGAAAGAAUGGGAUGUGUCCAGUGCUGGCCAUACACUUGAGUAGUCCCAUUGAAAUUUAUAGACAUGACAAAUGGGUUCAUAAAUUUACAUGGGUCUAAUUCUGAGUAGAACACAACCCGCUUACUGUAACAUAGCCUAUCUCACCACAGAAUGGAAGUUUGUAGGGAAGUCUGUGUGCCUGCCCAGUCUACUGCACUGGGCUGCCUAUUGAUGUGUAACUUCCAAGCCUGCCCUCCCUUUAAACUGGACUUGGACUAGUGAGCCUUGCAGAUAGAGGAUGUACAGGAUGAAGCAUGGUCACCCUUUUCCCAAAUGGAGGUUCAUAAUUUUUUGAAACCAUCAAUUAAAUCAAGCUUGAGCCCAUCAUAGCACCAGAUAUCAGCAUCUUGCUCAGUAUGGGUGUUAGUCCCUAUGAACAAGAAUAGGGUUCUCCAAACAUUGUGGACACAUUUGGAAAUCUAAGAAACUGCCAUGGGCACAACAAAAUACCCAUUUUACUGGGGGAGGGGACUUGUGGUACAUCCCCCCCUAGGCAAAGCACCAACACACACAACAAAACAAAUUAACUGCAGGCAAAAAAGCAGUCAAUAUCCCUACCAAAGAAGCAGACCACACAAACAACAACAAAAUCCGGUUUUUAAAAAAUGAAAGUGGCCUUGGUGAGCAUCAAGGGUAGCAUCGGAGGGUGCCAUGGUGCCCACAGACACCAUGUUGGAUGCUCCAGAGAAGAGUCCUGUAGACCUGCUUCAUGAACUGGGUAUCUGAGGGGGAAAGGUUCUUGGUGUGUGCAAAGGCAUGACUCUUUCUCAAUCUGUAUGCCUAACAAGUCUCCAGCCAUAAAAGGAAGAGAGGACCCGGUGUUCCUUUACCAAAGAACAUGUCCUCACCCCAGGGGUUUAGACUGGACAAUCUUUGAGACACCUCCAUCCUCCACAAUUCAGUGUCCGUUCCAAGUCUAUAUUUAAUAUAGCAGUAGCUGUGAAAGCGUGUUGUGAAGCUGUUUACAUAACGGCUCAAAAACUAUUCAGACAACAGUAUCUAAUCUCUGUGGUCCAUAACAGAGCAAGAGGAAUAGACCAAACAGGAAGGGAGGAGGAGUAGCAUCGUAUAUAAAAGAUGUGUACACUUGUGAAGAAAUCCAUGAACUGGAGCAUGAAAAGCAGAUUGAGAGUAUAUGGAUAAAAAUUAUCAUUGAGAAUUCUUGGAGAACAGGUGAGGUCCCUACAGACUGGAGGCAAGCAAAUGUUGCCCCCAUCUUCAAAAAGGGAGGAAAGGAAGACCCAGGUAACUACGAACCAGUGAACUUGACAUCGAUACCAGGGAAGCUCCUAGAAGAGAUAAUUCAACAGUCAGUCUGUGAGCAUUUAGAAAAGAAUACUGUGAUUACUAAGACCCAGCAUGGGUUUCUCAAAAAUAAGUCACGCCAGACCAAUCUGAUUUCUUUUUUUUAAUGGAAUUACAAACUUGGUGGAUUAGGGAAAUGUUGUGGACGUUGUGUAUCUUGAUUUCAGUAAGGCUUUUGGUGAAGUCCCCCAUGAUAUUCUCAUGAGGAAGCUGGUAAAAUGUGGGUUGAACGAGGUAACUGUUAGGUGGAUUGGUAGCUGGUUGACUGACCAAACCCAAAGAGUACUCAUUAAUGGUUCCUCAUCGUCCUGGAAAAAAGUAACAAGUGGGAUGUUGCAAGGUUCUGUCCUGGGUCCAUUGUUGUUCAGCGCCUUUAUAAAUGACUUGGAUGAAGGAAUUGAGGGGAUGCUCAUCAAAUUUGCAGAUGACACCAAACUGGGAGGGGUAGCUAAUGCCACAAAAGACAGAAUCAGAAUUCAAAAUGACCUUAACAGAUUGGAGAACUGGGCACAAGCCAACAAAAUUAUUUUCAAUUGGGACAAACAUAAGGUUCUGCAUUUAGGCAGAAAGAACCAGAUGCACAAAUGUGGGAUGGGGAGCACCUGGCUUACUAGCAGUACUUGUGAAAAGGAUCUAGGGGUCUCAAUGGACCACAAGCUUAACAUGAGUCUGCAGUGUGAUGCAGCAGCAAAAAAAACUAAUACUAUUCUAGACAGCAUCAACAGAAGUAUAGUGUCUGGAUCAAGGGAAGUAAUAGUCCCACUCUAUUCUGCCUUGGUCAGACCACACUUGGAAUACUGUGUCCAAUUCUGGGCACCACAAUUUAAGAAGGAUGUUGACAAGCUGGAACAUGUAGAGAAGAGGGCAAGCAAGGUGAUCAAGGAUCUGGAAACCAAGCAUUAUGAGGAGUCCUUGAAGGAGCUGGGUAUGUUUAUCCUGGAGAAAAGGAGACUGGGAGGAGAUAGAAGAGCCAUCUUCAAAUACAGAAGAUGGAACAAGCUUGUUUUCUCCUGGUCUGGAGGGUAGGACUCAAACCAAUGACUUCAAGUUGCAAGAAUGAAGAUUCUGACUAAACAUGCGGAAAAACUUUCUGACAGCAGGAGCUGUUCAGCAGUGGAACAGACUCCCACGAGAUGUGGUGGACUCUCCUUCCUUGGAGGUUUUAAAACAGAGGUUGGAUGGCCAUCUGUCAUGGAUGCUUUAGGGUUAGGCACUGCAGAGGUUGGAUGGCCAUCUGUCAUGGAUGUUUUAGGGUUAGGCACUGCAGGGGGUUGGACUAGAUGACCCUCAGGGUCCCUUCCAACUCUAAGAUUCUACAAAGAGCCGCUGAUUUAUAGCAAGUUGUCAAGCAUUCCCAGGGUGAGCUCUCCAAGACAAAGUAUUGUCACUUUAUCAGUGCUUUUCCUGGGAACCCUUUGUCCUAAUCUGGGAGGGAAAAGAUAGCUCUGUGCAGACCAUUUACUCUUGCCUACUUCUCAGCAAAAGUCUAGUUUACCCAGCAUAUUUUUUUCCUCAUGCACUGAAGUUCACAUAAGUCUUCUGCAGCUAUAUCUAUUGCUGGCAAAACUAUUUUUAACAGCCGUAAUUGCCUUUGACUUUCAUGACUAGAGGUGGCAAGUCAGCUAUUGAUGUGGUCCAUCUAAACUUUGUGAAUCAAUCAUAUUGCACCAAUUAAAGAACAAUGCUAUAGACACUUCAGCAUUUCACAUGGAACCAUGAUAGAAUAAAAUAGGCAUUGGUUUCUUGUUUCAAGUGUAGCCAGUUACUGACUGCAGCUCCUGUUUGGCCAUGCUGGCUGGGACUGGAGAAUGUUAGGAGUUCAUGAACACAUGGAGAGCACCAUGCGGCUACUCCUGUUCUGUUUUACUGAAUUUAUCUUCAUAAUUGAAGUCAGUCGCAUAAUUGAACCCUUUCAAAUGCAAUUCCCCAUCACUUCCUAACCACAGAAAGUCUGUGUUUGUAUUUCUAAAUAGAUUUCUUGCACCGGAGUGUUUAAAUUGACUAACUGUGCAAACCUCCAGUUUUGGUAUGAGGAGGUUUACACGGUUUAGUCAGUUUAAACACUCUGGUGCAACAGACCCUCUAGUUCUGGUCUGUGAAGGAAUCCCUCCCACAAAAGACUGUAAUAGUCUAGAAGCAAACAGUCUUGUCUGCAACUCAUUCCACCAAAAAUAAGGGUAUUUUUAAAGGCUUGGAAAUGGGUAAGAAAAGCAUUUGUAGGAAAGUGUGUGGAACUGACUGAAAGCAAGAGGUGGUGUUCAUGGUUCCAUGCCAAAGCAUGAGGGUAACAGGAGCUUUUGUUGAGUUUCACUUCUGCGAGUUCUCAGCACCUGCCAGCUAAAUUCUUCAUUCUACCACAAAGCUCCUCAUCGCUGCUAAGGAUUAUGUAACAUUUCCAUGUUUUUGUACGUGCAUUUCUGUCUCCACAAAGAGAGGUUUGUUCACCAGAGAAACCAUUGCAUUAUAUAACUUUGGACUAAAAGAAUAAACAAGUUACUUCACUGUAAACCAUUCGAUUCUGAAGAAGCUGCUUGCAAAACUGAAUAUGUCAUUUGACAAAUUUCUCUGGAGUUAGAGCCCUAACAAUUUCACCAAUCUCGCCUAUAGAUCGGGGUAUACCCCCCAAUGUACCAGCAUACUAUCAAUGUUACAUUAUAUUGAUGUCACUAUGCCAGCACUGCAGGGAAAUGUAUCCAUGCAGAUGUUUAUUUGAAGAGAAAUUCAGCUGUUUGGCUCUCUCUGGGUUUCACCCAUUUAUCUGAUCCAGGAGUGGGGAAAUGUCUGAUCAGGGGCCAAAUGCCUCUCCGCAUCUGGCCCUCUGGACUCUCUCUAGACUAUAGCUCCUCCUCUGCCACACCUCUGUCUUCCCAAGCCACAACCCCUCACUGUCCCUGCUUCGCAGCUUCCUUGACUUUUUUUGCCCCGAUAUGUCCUUGAACUCUGAUCUUGCUUCUGGUUUGCCUGGAUGAAGGGGUGUGCAAGUUUGUGUAAAAACUAGAGUUGGAAUGCAGCUCAGCUUGUCUUGAAGACUGAUGGGUCUGCCUGGGGAGAAAGUGAAUAGACAGAGAGAAACCUCAAAACAUUUCAAGGUUACUGACCUCAUUUCCUACUUCAUAUUUGUAUGUCUCCUGCUGAGAACAUGCAAGCAUAGGUCCUUGAAUCUCCACCUUAGAAAAGAUCCUGCUUCAAGCACGUAUUUCCUUCAAUAAACUGAGCUUUCCUCGUUUUCCAAACUCGGAGUCUCAAUGGGCUCCUCCAGUAGGGAGGGAUUCAGUGCUCAGUUCCAGCUUCUGCUGAUACAUUUAAAUUUCACAUGCCUUCAGCAGACCUAUUAUACAAAGGUCAAAAAGGGCACCCAUGGCUCUGUCCACUUUUGCCCCUGGGCCUUCUCACCGCCAACUUCUAGGCAUAAGGCUGCCCAGAAUUUGACCCUCAGACUGAAAAGGGCUUUCCCACCCCACUUUAAAUGUUGUUGAACUGCAUCUCCCACCAUUCCUAGCCAGCAUGACCAAUGGUUGUGGAUGAUGGGAGUUGUAGCCCAACGUUUGGAGGGCACCAGGUUGGGAAAAUUUGGUGUAAUCCGUAGGAGAUAGGAUGGAAUGAUUCUGUACCCAGUCUGUAUUCAGACUGGCUGGUAUGAGAAGAAGCUGCUGCCAAGCCUGCUCCUACCUAAAAACAUCAAAGGCCUUCAUAAAGAUAACAUCACACACCCCAGGGCCAUAGACAGCAGUCUUUGGCCAGCCAGAUACCACUGGAAAGUGAUAAGUAAAUUGUGAAGGUCAUGCCCUUUUCCUCUUUGCUUCUCAUCUCACUUCCAGUGACAUGCAUGUUCCUGCUAAACUCAGAGGUGUCAUUUUAGCCAAAGUAUUCAAUAGCCUCAUAGCUAAUAAGCAUGGGGUUGUUAGAAGCUUGACACAGAGUGGACCUAAUGAAAUUAAAAGACCUGCACUAUUCACCUCUAUUCUGUAUGACUUUAUUUGCAAAAGCAUUUUCAUGCUGCUUUUCAGCCCUAACAGGGGCCCCCCAGGGUGGCUGACAAGAAAAGAAAAAUGCCACAAAACCUGUUUAAACCAUAGCAAUUAACACUGAGCAUGAAAAGCCCCAGAGCAAGAGUUUAAAACCUUCCAUCCCAGAUUUAAAAGCAUCAAAAGCCAAGCAGAAUGUUUUUAUUUUCCCCACUCCAUCAGGGAUGGAGCCAGUCUGGCCUCCCUGGAGAGGCAGUUCCAUAACAGGGGGCUGCCACAGAAAAUGUCCUGUCCCACAUUCCCACCCACUAAAUGCCUUUAUCCAAUCCUAUUUAAAGUUACCUUGGGUUGAUUAUUUGUUUAUAUAUCACUUAAUGUCCAGAUAAGCUUUUAAGCCAUUUACACGUAUAAAAAUUCAAUUUUUCUAUGUUGCUUGACCAAGUGUCGACUUCUGCCUCCAGAUCAUUUUCUCCUCCCUUUUUCAUCACAUAGAGUUUCACUGGAAAAAGUACAAAACACUAUAAAUCACCCUGAUAAAGAAAGCAAACCUUCCCACCCCUAGUUGUUUUUGUAAAACAGGGUUGGAUGUGCACACGCACAUGUGCUUUUAAAGAUGCAUGCAGAUGCCAUGUGCCCAGAUCAAAAUGCACACCCCUUUCCGAGGGGCAGCUUGUGACCUAUAAGAUUAAAUUAUCUAAGAAACAUCUUUAUUAUGUUGAACAGUGGAGCAAAGGAACUCUGCUCCCUAACUGACCUCUACUCCCAUUCAUCUGCUGCGCCCAAUACCACCCAUGCACAAAAGCAUAAAGAGAUAUGCCAGGAAGCACAAAGAUGAGCCAGAUACACAAGAGGCAGUAGAGGGAGAAUGUGGCGGGAGGGAGAAAGAUACAGAUGGGCAAUAACAAUCAUUCCCUCUAUAUCUGAUGUUCAAGCUGUGAGAGCUAUUGGUUAUGCGGCCAAAACAGAAACACCCAUGCACAAGAAUCAUACUUUGGGAAACCUAAGCGUUUGCAGAAGUACAAAAAAGUGGGGUGCAUAAGGAAGACUACCACCCCUCAAAUAAACCACUAAGGACCCAGUAUGUUCAAUGGUCAUCUGAAUUAGAUCAUACCACAUGCAGAAAGGCAGAUCUAAAACAGUACAGGAGAUACUUUUUUUACCAGUAGUUUGAAGGUGCAGAUUUACAGCACAAUAUUUGCAUCAUUGCUACCGAAUAAAGAUACUGAAAAUACUAAAGAAGAAAGUAUUAUGUUCAUUGUUGGAACUUUGGAUGGUAUUUUUAAUAGCUAGUCCAUGUGCAUCAGGUAGCGACUGUAUCUCAUGAGUGUAUUAAGAACUGGAAGGUCAUAAGUUCUUCCUUAUUUCUGUCCCCAGUGUAUUCUAAGCUCAACUGCACACACUCCCUGUUUGGGGAGAUUGGCUUUGUUUUAUCAUGUCAAAAAGCAAUUAUCCUGGCUUAAGUCCAGCCCCACCUAUUGACUUCCAAACAUUAGACUCCUUAGCAUGCUCUGCAGCUGCUAUCUUUUCUUAAUGUUUUUCUUUGCUUACACACCUUCCUCUUUCUCCUCAACAGGUUUACUUGCUAGGUGGGAUUCCCAAGCUACUAGAUCUUCUGAGUGUGCCGAAUGAGGAUGUGCAGAGGGCCGCAUGCGGCGCUUUGAGAAACCUAGUCUUUGAAGACAAUGACAAUAAGCUGGAAGUGUCAGAGCAGAAAGGGAUCACGACCCUGCUGAGAUUGUUACGGCAAACCAGAGAUGUGGAGACUAAGAAGCAAAUUACAGGUAAUUAAAACAGCACUGAUGCAUUGGAGUGCCGCCUUCAAAGUGCACAGACCUUUUGUUAACAAAUGCUCUUGAUUGUUACAGACACCCAAGGUCUAAAUGUGGUGCUAUGCUUAGUUUGGGGGAGGGGAUUCCUAGUAUUUUUAUAUGCAUGUGGGAGCAUCAUCCCCAACCUGUAAGCACAUCAGCUGCACAUCACGGUAAGCCAGACUGUGGUUCCCCAGGACUGCACAAGCUUCCAAAAGGGGUUAGGAUUUGCUGCAUCUCAUGGUUGGUGAAGAGAAAGGUUAACCAAGAGUCUGGCUUUGCAUGACACACUGCGUAUAAUCUUGGGUUUGCUCAGUGCAUGGCAAGACUAAAACAACAUAAGGGAGGAUAUGUGCAUGAUACUCCUCUCCAGGAGCCUGAAUGUUCACUCCAUCACAGUAAACCAAAGCUGGCCACUUCAGUCUGCAGGUGGGGGUGCACAUUUUGUGUGUUCUUCAGGAGUGGGGACUCCCUUAACUUAGAAAGCCAGCAUGUCAGGGCGAAAUGUAGCUCCACCACCCAAUUCUGCUGAUUAUAUUUAAAGAGAGGCAAUUAGGUGAAAAAUACUAUGGGAUUACAAUAUUGUGCAUGUUACAUUUUCUAACGGAUUGUUCCUGAGAUUGGGACAAAAUGUUGGAAAGGGGACAACUUUGCCUUCAUUUAUCCCAACUUGUGAAAUAACUUCCAGUGUUCCAGGAAGCUGUGAAUUUCUUGUUCUUAAGCUGAUUCAGGAAUUACUGCAUGAGCAAAGCCCUGAUGUUCUUAACCCAUCAAUUGCAGAUGAUUAAAUAGAGGCCUGUGUAAUAAUGUAACGGCAUUGCACAUGAUAACAGAGAGUGGAAAGGCUUGGGAAAGGAACAGCAAGCCAGAAUUUCCCACUCUCUGAAAUGCUGACAGCCCCUCUCCAGAUUAAUCACCACAAAUUAGGCUGUUGGGGCUGCGGAAGGGGUGGGGGUGAAGAGUCUUCAGAGAAGUUGAUAAUGUUAACCUCUGGUAACACCUCUGCUGAUUUUGUAGCUAGCAUGUCACUGCUCAGGAAUGUUUGUGGAGUCGGGCAGCACGUGAGAGCUAGGAGUUGUCGAAAUCUCUGGUGGGAGGAUGGGUGCCUCUUUCUUGGUGCUUUUUCCGAGGGUUUUUUUUUGAGAAGCCAGCAUGAAAAACCUGCAGGAUGUCUUGCAGAUGUCAGCAGAAAUUCCCUAUAUGAUGGUGGGAGGGAUAAGGUCUGCUUUUCGUAGCUAGACUUCAUUUUUAAGUAGCGAGGCGUCUUAGAUCUUUCCAGGUGCAAGGUUUGCUUUAAUCUCAAGGUUGUAUUGCUCUUUCCUUCCCGGAGCUGUGAGCUCCACCUGUCAGAGAUAACAAAAGUCCUAUUGUUAAAAGCCACGAGGAUAAAAUAUUAGAAAAGUCCUGCUGGAACAGCCAGAAGACCUGCUUAGUCAAGGAUCUAGUUUCCUACAGUGGCCAACCAGAUACUACCGGGAAGCCUACAAGGAAGGGCUUAAAGGCAACAUCACUCUGUUGCGCCUGUUUCCAAUGCCUGGCAGCUUGCCACUCCAUAUAGCCAGCAUGCCUAAUGGCCCGUGGCCUGUUUUACAUGUCACAGCAAGCCAGAGUGGCUGUCCAUGGCCGCAGGAAGAUGCUGGCUGCCAGAGAGGAACUUGCACAUGUUUCACUCCUCCCUGGGCUUUUCAGGUCAAAGCCAGAGGGCAACUAAGCAAAGCGUUUGUCUUGGCAUGUACUGUAAUCUGAACCUGAGAUACAUCUCCUUAACUGUGACCUGUAACCAUAAGAUGAACCUUAGCUACCAGAUUGUGGUUAAGGAGAAGAAACUUAAACCACAACUGCACAAAACCCUAUGCCGAACCUUGACUUAGCUGCAGUGCUGCCCUGACCUAAAAAGCCUAGGGAUGAUGAUGAUGAUGAUGAUGAUGAUGCCACCCAUCAGACUGGGUUGCCCCAGCCACUCUAGGCAUCUCCCAACAAAAAACAGUAAAAGCACAAUGCAACAUCAAACACUAGGUGUGAUAUCCUCUUUGGGAAUAAGCACGUUCAUACUAAGCCAUGGUUUUGGCGCUGCGGGAUGUGUAAACCUUACCUUCCAUGAAUUUGCCUAAUCCCCCUUGAAAGCCAUCUAACCUCCAGUCUUAUCAAGAGUUGUUUACUCAGUCCAACUCUUGUUUUGCCCCACUAAGCAAAAGUAAACUAAGGUGAAAUCCUCUUGCAUGCAUUGGCUUUGUCUUUCCAACAUCCGUCUGCUGCCAGGGAGGGAAGAGGUUCCCUUCUAUUUGCUCAACCAUUGAACAUGAAAACACGUGUAAACAGUGGCUCAUGAAACUGUAGCACUGGAAGGGACCACGAGGGUCAUCUAGUCCAGCCCCCUGCAAUGCAGGAAUCUUUUGCCCAGUGUGGGGCUUGAACUCACAGCCCUAAACUCAGCUCUAGAAACUGAGCUAUGCAAGGAGGUAACAGCAUUGCCACAAUUCAAAGGCCUUUAAGGCUGCAAUCCUGAACAUGCUAGGGAGUAUUUCACCCUGCUGGUGAAGGCAGGUAAUACAUUUAGUAGUUGUUAAUAAUAAUGUGUACAGUCAUACCUCGGGUUGAAUGUGCUUUGGGAUGAGCGCAUUCGAGUUGCGCUCCGUGGCAACCCGGAAGUAAUGGAGCGUGUUACUUCCGGGUUUCAUCGCAUGCGCAGACGCUCAAAAUGAUGUCACGCACAUGCGCAGAAGUGGCAAAAAGUGACACGUGCAUGCGCAGAUGUGCCAUCGCUGGUUACGUUUGCUUCUAGAUGCAAACGGGGCUCCGGAAUGGAUCCCGUUCGCAUCUAGAGGUACCACUGUACUUUAUCACUCUGAUCAGUAGCCAAGGAGUAGGGCUGGCAGAGAUGGAUGUGCUGUGGUAAAUGAGAAGGGUGUCCAUUGUCCUCUGUAAUCCCUUUCCCUGUCACACAAGAAAAAGCAGAAUAAAUUAUACAAAAUGAGGAAAUUAUGCACAUCUGCAUGGUUUAACUUAUGCAAAUCUGCAUGGUUUUAGUAUUCAGAUCCUGGUGCACAUUCUAAGCAAUAGAAUUUUGUUUUUGUUUUCUUAAACACUGUGUCAUGUACACAACUGUGGCUUCAUGAGUCCAAGGGAAAUUCUCAAAUGUAUAUAGUACGUGGAAAUUGCUUUCUCUUCCAUCGCUUAGCAGCCAGGACUACUAAAGCGCCUUUCUCAAGGUCAUACAGAAAGUCAUGAAGCUGUAGCUCCAAGAAACUGGCUUCAUUUCCCAUUCCAUCAGCAGCAAAUGCUUUGCAGGGGUUGAAAGGCACUUGGAAGAGGAGCUACGAGCGAGCGAGUGCCAGGGCUGAUAGGAACCAAAGCUUUCUUUAUUAUGGGGUAAUCUCGGUAGCGACGGAGAGAGGCAAAGCCGAGGCAGCCAAAACAAGCUUUUGAAAGGGAGCCAGCCAAGCCUUCAGGGAGUGUCUAACCUCUUGAUCUUGUCUCAUACUGCAUACAUCUGAGAAAUGGAAGAACAUUCCUUCUGCAAGGAGGAUUAUAGCACAGACAGACAGACCUGUCGUGAAAUAAAACAUGCAUAGGAAAGGCAGCCACACCCAUCUUGUUCUAAGUCUCUUACCAUGGAAAGUCCCAAGGGCUAUGGAAGUCACAUGCAUGCGGUGCAGCUACGUCCCAACGGCCUGGUUCUGCAAGCACCUCUCCCUGCAAGAUUUCCUUUAACACACGUGCCCAUCAGAGUACAGUUAAUUAAGCUAGUUCAUCGACUUCAUCUUUCCGACUUCUUUUUGCAAUUUUGAUCCAUCCCACUGUUCUCCACGUCAGGCAAUGCGGCUAACAUUACACAACAACUUAGCACUUAACAGUGGUUUAGGACAGGGAUGGGGAAUCCGUUGUUGGACUCCAGCUCCCAUCAGACCCAGCCACCAUGGUCAGGAAUGAUGGGCGUUAUAGUCCAACAACAUAUCGAAAGCCACAGAUCCCCCACCCCUGCUAUCUGAAUAGAGCUGCCAACUUUUUAAUCUCUCCCUACGUCUGGGCUUUAGACAGCAGCCGCGAUGUGCAAGAAUUAGCCUGUGAAGUCACUUAGUACCUCUACACUUUGAAGAGCUUCAGCUGUUGCUUCCUACAUAUCAUGCCAGAGUUUGCAGGGGCACACUGAUAAGUUGGCAAAACUAUUGAGGAACUCUAGUUGCGAAAGUGAGAUUUAACCGAGGUCUUUCUGAUUCACAGCUCACUCACUUAACCAUUGAACUGCACUAGUUCCUGGCUUUUGCUUUUAAGUCAGGGGUGGGAAACCUUUGAACCUUCCAAAUGUUGUUGGACUCCCAACAUCCCAGCUACCAUGUCCAGUGGUCAGGGAUGAUGAGAGUUGUAGUCCAACAUCUGGAGUGCCACAUGUUCCCAACUCUUUCUUUACCUUUCUUGGCUCCUACUCUAUAAUACUUCUCAAGUAUGCAAAUUAUUUUACUGUGCUUAGCUCAUUCAAGCUUCCCAUAUUUAUUUUCUGAUAGGUUUCCUGUGAAAUAACUGCUGGACAUGGCAGAUAAGGGAAUGGGAGGGCUUCCAGUUUAUAUCAGUCAUAUUUUAGUCUAACAAAUAGUGAGUUGCUCAGUCAACCACUGAGAUGUACGAUUAAUCAUGUCCAGCCCCCAAAUUCUGUCCACCCCAACACGUUGGCCAUUACACUACCUUCAGUGGGGUUUAUUUACCUUGUUUCUUAGCUUCUGUUGUCAUAACAUGCACAGGUGUGGCAAUAAUGCCAAAGUUGUGCAUACUGCUAUUCCACCUCCCCCACUGAGAUGACAAUGCAAUUACUGUAUCUGCAUAUUACAAAAGGGCGAUUAUCCUUGAGCCAAGGGUCAGAGGAGAAGUUUGGUGCUGAGAUUGAAAUGCCAUCUGCCUUGAGCUAAGACUUUAGGAGAUGUGUUUUGAAAUCUACAGCAGUUAACUGAACAAACAAUAGUUCUCUUUGUAGAGGGGAGCCACUGUGCGUGUGAUAUAUUGCCAGAUGAAACUUGCAAAAUCUAUUUCCAAAAAAAACAAAAAAACAAAAAAACCAGAAAGCACAGCUGUUAAAUCUCUUGCAUUCACAUUUUUAAAUAUGUGCAGAUCUCCAGAUCAGACCCAGGUUUCCUUUUCUCCUUGACACCCAACACAAUGAAAGUAACAGGUUGCUUUCGGAAAGUUUUGACAACCUGGUAGAUCCAUGACCAGAUUGCCAAAGAAGCUCUUCAUGCAAUUGGAGCUUGACUUAGUUUUAUCAAAGAGCCAGGGAAAUGCCUGUCACUACCAGAUGAAGUCCUGUGAAUGGAGAGCCAAUGUUGUUUUCUUGUUCCCUAUGCUUUUUGCAGGUUUGCUAUGGAAUCUCUCCUCCAAUGACCAGCUGAAGAUCUUGCUGAUCCGAGAAGCCCUGCAGCCAUUGACGGAGACUGUUCUCAUCCCUUACUCGGGCUGGCCAGAUAGAGAUUAUACGAAAUCAAGCAUUGUACCUGACCCAGAUAUCUUCUACAACGCUACAGGAUGCCUGAGGUAAGCUGGGUGCAGGGAAAGGGCCUGUCAUUCAGGGGGCAGAAAGUCCCAGGUUCACAGUCUCCAGGCAAGACUCAAGAUGUCCUGAACUCAAGAGCCACUGCUAGUCAAUGUAGACAAUACUAGAGGGACCAAUGUUGUCCAACGUGGUUUGGGCAGCUUCCUAUGAUGUCUUGUGUUUUUAUUCAAACCAUAGUAAUUUAAUUCUUCGUUUAUUUGGUGAAACUGUUCCUAUUUUUAUGCCAUCUUAGACAAUCUGGAGGUUUUCCCACAAAGCACUCUAGAAUUCAUAGAGGAUUUGAUAGCAGCCUGGUUUUUCCUCCUGGGCCAGGUCCCUGAAGGCUAUUGGACACCCCUUGGUGGUUGUUUAAGGGAUCUUAUGCCCAGGCAACCAAGGUCACCACAAAUGGAGAUGAUGCAGGCAAACAUGUUCGCUAGCAGGAAGCAUCGUUGUCUGCAGCCAUCAAGAGCUGCUCUGCAACAGUUUCAGCCAAACACUCAUCAAACGAAAGCAGCACAGCAGAAAGCCCAAAAAGUAACCCAAUUUUACUAAGAAGUAACAAACAAGAAGAAAACAUGUAGGCAGUAUUUGGUCUCAUUCAUUCUCCCAAAGUAUCUAAAACCUGAUGACUUUUAAUAUUAUUUAAUAAUAAUAGUCAAGGCUUCGUACACACUGUGUUGCGCUAAAGUAACUCAAAUUCUUUGCAGAGGAAUAACAGAAAGCUCUGACAGAAGGAGGAUAAUCUGUUGGGUUGCAAAGAAAAGGGGGGACAUCACAGGAGAUUCUGGAAAGACGUUUUGCUCAUUUAAAACGUUUUUAGAAUAAAUAAGGUUUUUAAAAGUGUGUAAAAUGGCCGGAUAUCCCUGCAAGGGAGUGGAUCCUGCUGUUUCCUACCUUAUAUUUUCAGAUUUGUAUUUUUUUAAAAAAAAAUUGUUAAAACUUGGAAGUGUGACACAUGUGUCCCUCUACAUAUUGGACCACAACACUCAUCAUCCCUGGCCCACUAACUCUGCUUUCUGGGGCUGAUGGGAGCUGGAGUGUCACACUCCUGGGCCUAAAUUUCCUCCCUCCUGCCUUUGAUUUCCCUGUCAGCACUUCCUUGCAAUUUGAUCACUAUGGAACCCACUACUCUUAACAUUAGGCUGGGCUUAGCAUGGUUUGUGCUGUCAAAGGUUCAACAUGUGGGCACAGAACAUUGACUUCACGUUUCUAUUUUUCCUCAAGGAAAAGGCAAGGGUCUGCAUUUCCUGCCAGCAAAGGCUUUGGGAGCACUUUGGAUAAUCUAGCAAAAAUUGUGGGUGGGUAUAGAGGCCAGCCAUCAGGAUGUCCAGUCAUCAGAGGGUAGGAUUUCCAUGGAAAAGGUUGUUGUUGCUUCUCAGGUCCUUGAUCCUUGGUUGCACAAGGAAGCAGACCAUGUUUUCUAUUGCACACAGUCGUAGCUGAACGGAUUCAGUUACAUUUGCCUGGCUGUGGGAGUGCUACAAGGCCACUGAUGUAAUUCUGCAAAGAAUAAUUAACCGGGGGGGGGCGGGGAGAGAGAGCAUAGGCUCUUCACUUUAGUAAACUGUAAUAAAACAGAUAUAUGCUUUAUUUCACAAUGGGUGAAUUUCAGUGUCAUAAAAGCUUGCAUUCUAAUUACUGUGUUGUACGGAAUUAAGCUGUAACCUUGACAGUUCUGAACCCUGCCUGUUUUAAAAAGAUCUUUCCUACACCUGCUUCUUAAACUUCACAAAGCAGGCAACUAACUACCAUUUCCCUUAUCCCAGGACCCUCGAAAGCACUGCUGCCUGGAUAUAGCUCAGCUCAGGUUCAAAAGAUCUUCCCAGGGCAGCAUGUCCUACAACGGGGAAAUCCCUUCCUGGCUUCUCCUGAUGUUUUGCUAUUGCAGAGAUGAAAACAUAAGGCAGGAAUAUGGAGGGUGCUUGGCCCUCCAUAUGGACUACAGCUCCCAUCAGCUUUGACAAUUGGCUGUGUUGGGGUUGAUGGGAGGUAUAGCUGAGCAACAUAAAGGUUCCCCAUUCCUUGCUUAAAGGGAUGCUAUCUAAGCUACAGUUUGCCUGCUGCCAGGCACGGGUUUGCUGCAUUGCCUUGUAGGGAGGGCAAUUGUGUUUUCCCUGAAAAUGUUCUCUAUUUCCUUGCUUAUGCACUAAGCAUAUGCGGAGCUGCAGGCUUCUGGAGCACUAAAAAUAUCCUUUUUUAAUGCCAAAUUAACAUUCCCAGAGCCUUUCUACUUUGUGAAGUUAUAUAUGUUGUGGUGUGUAUCUUAAAAGAGAUCUGCAAAAGCUGGUGACAGAGCACACAGGGAAACCUGCUAACAAACAAUUUACCUAACUACUUGUACAUCUGCCAGAUUACAAAUCCCUAAUUAGUUCUUCCUUUUGUAAUAGCUGAUACACUUGCUGCUCAGGUGUUUUUUAAAACCUAUAGCCUGCAGCCUAUAUUGCAUAAAGAAGACUAUCUUGUUGAUGUAAUGGUACAUUAUGCAUAACACACCUGAGCUGCUCUUAAUAAAGGUUUUAGACUUGCAGAGAUAACAGCUGGGCUAAAUUAUUUGACCUGCCUUUCCAGCAAAAACAAAAUUGUAGUAAUUUUCAAUGAGGGUAGGAUGCUCUUGCUGUUAAGAUAAGAUGACAGAAGAUUUUGAAGUUCUUCUUUUACACAGUUUUGCCAAUGCUUUGACCUAUGGUGGUGGAUCUAUAUGGUGAAAUUCAGACCUAUGAAAUGUCUGGGUGAGAGUGACACUGUGCCAUGUCACAUACUGGGGAAUUGCAGAUAUUAGUGUAGUGGCAAAUUUAGAAGUGCAGGCUCCCACACUAGUGGGCCUGGUGUAGCACAACAGCAGAAGUCAUUGGGCAAUGUCACUGCUCCCCCACCCUUUCUGCGCAUGCAUGCUCCUGUUCCUCCAUGAUUUGCCCAUUAAAAUGGCAGGAAAGAACAGGUUGCCUGUAUACCACCCCUAAUCCCAUCAAUUCACACCCACAACUUUCUUGGUUAAUGGAGUUGCAAGCAAAUUUCUGGAGAACAGUUAACACAGAAAUGAGUGCAAGACUUCCACCAUAUUUCCAGAAGUAGGUUUUACAUCGUGUGAAGACUCAAAUAUAAUACGGAAAGUAACAGUUAGGGAAACAGAACAAAUUGCCAUGUGAAUGCAGCCAUACACGCAGUUUAUUGUAGGCAGAAUUUGUGUAAGUCUUCAACAAGCUCAUUAAAUAGUAAAACCAAUUUUGUUAGAUGGUUAGGCAACAAGCAUGUCCCUUUUGAUUUCACUCGCCUUGCCUACCCAGGACACAAUGCCUGUGUGUGUGUGUGUGUGUGUGUGUGUGUGUGUGUGUGUUUCUCCCUCAGCUAUCAACACAGCUGCUGUUAUAGAGGCCCAGUACCUGAUUUGCAGGAACACGCCUCUCUGUGUACACAGUUAUCAUUUCCUCAUUUCUACAACUGAUAUUGGAGCGAAGUUUGUGAAUGGCACAACAAAUACCAGUUUCUUAAUUAUAUACUGCUCCUCUCAAGGUACAUCAAUAUGUUUAUCCCAGGGGUAGGCAACCUGCAGCCCAAUCGCCUUCUCAAUCCGGCCCACGGACGAUCUGGGAAUCAGCGUGUUUUUACAUGAGUAGAAUGUGUCCUUUUAUUUAAAAUGCAUCUCUGGGUUAUUUGUUGGGCAUAGGAAUUCGUUCAUUAUUUUUUUUCAAAAUAUAGUCCGGCCCACCACAUGGUCUGAGUGCAGUUUUUUAUUGUUGAGCUUGCUUCACUUUCCAGCUGUGGAAUAAAUUUGGGAAGCAAAGUAAACUUAUUUCCUUAGACAUUCAAAGGACUAGAUAGACGUUUGACAUUUUGCCUUUGUUGUAGUGUUUGUGUUAAUUACUGCAUAACUGGCAUUGUGUCCAACACAAGGCUUUCUGUUACACUAUAAACACUGAAGAAUCUGAUCUUCUCUUUGGCAUGAAAUAUUCAUUCAAAUUGGAGGGGUUUAAAUUUUUUUAUUAAGGCUUACCUCCUUAAAAUGUUAUGCCUCAGCUGUUAAACAAGCCGAUUUACACAAAGCAAGUCCUGCUCUUUCCCUCAUGCUCAGAUCUCAACAUCUUUGUUCUGUGGCCAAAAAAGCAAAAACAAAAGUACCAGGAGAGGCUGGGAGUUGUAUGCCAUCUUCCAGCUGCUGAGUUGGGUAACAAAUGUAAGCUACUAAAAAAGCACGUAGCGGCUUGUUCACCAUAGCACAAGUCCAGUUUUGAAACAUGUGUGAUAGAUAUACAUACCAGUAAGUCAAACUCCUCCUUUUCAGCCCUAUGUCUCACAUAUCCCCACAUCACCAGGUGGUACCAUCUGCCUUGUUAAAAAAAAAGGUGGCAUAACACUGUUCCAGGGAUUAGAGGAGGGUAGCGUGUUUGUGACGUCACAGAUGUUAGCCAAUAUGUGCUGUUCGUGGCUCAGCAUUUCCCAUUCAAGCUGAACCACCCAGAAAAUCAGCAGAACCAUUGUAUUUCCAGAGCCAUGCCCCCAGAGAGAGAAAUGCACGUGUUGCAGAGCAGCAGGGCCACUGUCAAUAUCUCUCUUCUGUAACUGCAGCUACUCACUUUGUUUUGAAAUCCGCCCACUGCACUGCUCUUCAAGCAUCAGUGCUGAAAACUCCAUCCCUAUCGUUUUUGUUUUAUUUAGCUCUGGCAUACCUACAAAACUCUCUGUGUGUGCAUGAGCAAGGCCACGGCAAACAUGCUACUGUCAACAGAGCUUGCAAACUGGCAAAAGAAAGAACAUGUUCUUUCCAGCAGGCAUCUCUGUGUAAAACAGAGCACAGUGGUGGCUGCUUUUGGGCUAAUAAUGAUCUGGAAGUUUAUAGAGAGGAGACAAAAAGUCCUCAGGCAGUGUUAGGAAGUACAGUUGUACCUUGGAUCCUGAACGCCUUGCGAGUUGAACAUUUUGGCUCCCAAACACCGCAAACCCAGAAGUGAGUGUUCCGGUUUGCGAACGUUCUUUGGAACCCAAUUGCAGGAGCCAGUCAGAAGCCACACUUUGGUUUCCGAAUGUUUUGGAAGUUGAACCAACUUCCAGAACGAAUUCAGUUCAGCUUCUGAAGUACCACUGUAACUAGGCAAGGGCUGACUGAGAGGGAGAGCUCAGGAACUUCAGUUGGUUCAGAAUGCAGUUUUUGCUGGGGCAGGAGAUCAGAAGACACUACUCUGAUCCUUUAUCAAGGCUUUCCCUCUUGUUAACUGUAAUUACACCACACUUUGCCAUUUGUUAAAAACUACUGUUUUAACUUGCUUUAGUGAUGUAUUUUGCCUUUUUUUAUUCAUGGAUUCACUGAUGUGAGAUUCUGAUUUCCCACACACACACAUUUUUUAACCUUUAUUUGUAAAGAGGUAAGCCAAUCAACAGGAGGCUGAAGAAAAAAGUUUGUUAGUUUCAUAUUUUCAGCCCAAUCCUAUGUAUAUUUACUGAUGAAUACACUUUGCUAUUUUCAAAAGGGAUUGCUCCCCUAUAAACAUGGAUUGAAUUCUCAAGAGGACAUUUUGCAGAUAACAUGAUACCUGUUAGAUACAUGCUUGCUUUAAUAAAACACAGGAAAUAAGUUCAAGUCACCAAUUAUACACUAGUUAGGUACUUUAGAGUCACAAGGAGGCAUAAACAGCUUUCCUAGAGGGGGUGUGGCUUCCAAGGCACACUGUGGCAUAUGUGGUGACCUUGCCCUAUGGUGGAAGCUUUGGGGGAUUUAAUUAUAACUAGAAUCAACCUAAGAACUGACUCCUUCAUCGAGAUGGAUCCUAAAUUGUGUGUAUUUUCUUUGUGCUUAAAUAGAAGGCUGCUGUAUUGUCUGCUGUAUGUUGCAUCCAUCGUGCUAUGCAACUUCCAAUGGUACUUGCACAUUGACUAGUGAAGAUCUUUUGCAUAAUAAUGGAAAGCAAAAAUAUGGACCAAAUUGCUGAAAACAUGCCUGUAGAUCCUAUGUAUUAUGGUAGGAAAAUUCUUGCUGUUUCUGGCCUGUUAGAAAUUUUAAAGGAGCUUGGAUCAGGAUAACCACCCAAGACACAACAGCGUUUGGAUGAGUUAUAACUUUAACAACCCAAUUCUUGGGAAGGUGUGCCUAAGCUCAUUGACUCCAGUGAGCUUAGGUAUGCCUAAGUCUGCACAGGGUCAGGCUGCCCAUCUAGGGUAAACAACACAGCUCUCAUCUUUACAGAUUGCAUCAUCAGUGCAAGCAAAGCACUGCAUUGGCGUUCCCUGCUGGCUGUUUGAAGAGCUGAUUUCCUCCUGUAUAAACCGGAGCAUUUUCAGUGCUGAGUUUGCUUUCCUGCCUUUUAAGUGUAUUCUUAAGUAGCAACUGAAGUUGGAGCCCUUCUGCACAGGGACUAGCACCCUCUGCUACAGAAACAGAAACCUGUCAUAGAGCUGAAGCUGAUUGUACAGCAUCCUUGUAACCAAUUUUAUUUCCCUUUUUGUAGAAACAUGAGCUCUGCUGGCCCUGAAGGGAGGAAAAAGAUGAGAGAAUGUGAAGGGUUGAUUGAAUCGCUGGUGUAUUAUAUCCAAGGCACCACCGCAGACCACCAGCCAGAUGAUAAGGUAAGCUUUCCAAAUGAAGGGGUUUUCUGAGUCUCUAGGACAGAAAUAACCAAGGUGGUGCCCGAUGUUGAUGGCCUACAACUCCCAUCAUCCCUCACCAUUGACCAUGCCGGCUGGGGCUUAUGGGGAUUGUGGUGCAGCAACAUCUGGAAGUCACCAGAUGAGGGAAGGCUGCCCUACUCAAGAUCCAAAGCUGACCUGAGACAUUAAAUGUUUGGGGCACUUUUCACCUGGGCUACCACUGGAGAAAAUCAAGACAACAAUGCAAUGUUCUGAAAUUCUAAGGCCAGACAUCUAAGUUACAAAAGUGCAUUGCAGAUCUUUAGCGAUUGCAUCCAGUUAUUUACACAGCCAGAAUAAUGCACGUUUGUUUUCCCUUCCAGGCCACGGAGAACUGUGUGUGCAUCCUUCACAAUCUCUCCUACCAACUGGAGUCCGAACUCCCUGGUAGCUAUGCACAGAAUAUCUACAUGCAAAGAAGAAACGUUCCUACUAGCGACAGCAGCAUUGGAUGCUUUGGUUCAAGGAGCAGGAAAGCGAAGCAGGUAAUAGAGGGCUGUUAUUUGGGGGAAGGAGCUUCAAGCAGCCUAGUGUGCAGAGGACACGUUUUGUAUGCAGAAGUUCCCAUUUCCAGGUAGAGUAGGGCUGUGGAAGAUCCUCGUCUGAAACCCUUUAAGAGUGCUCCUGCCAGGCUUCUCCAGAAGCAUCUGCUCUGAAGGUAACAACAUCCAGAUCAGGGGGAGAGGUUCAUGGCAGCUCCUGCCACAGCUGACAAUGUGUUUCAUUGAUUCAGCUGCACAGAGCGAGGGGGCUGGUGAAAGGACAGCCCUACCUUUCAGUGAGGAAAUUAAAAUAGACAGCCUUGUGGUCCUUUCUGAUGCUGUGAUGGACUCACAGACAAAAUGGUUCGGCUUAACGUCUAGUUCCUGCUGAGCCUCAUCCUGCAAGGAUUUUCAGACAGCCUUUCACUCUGAUUCAGGGUUACUGAUUUAGGAUUGCAGCCCAUUGUUAGCCCUGGGUUCCUUUUAGUUAGAUCCAGAAAGGUGAGCCUUACUGGGGGCGGGGGGUUAACUGUUUUGUUUCUUGUGGUUUAAUGCAUCUGCAUGUUUAGCAGCAGCAGGACCUGCCGCUCCCUGAGGAAAAGAGCAACCCCCGAGGUGUUGAAACCCUCUGGCAUUCCACCCUGAUAAGGAUAUAUCUGUCCUUAAUAGCAAAAAGCACAAGGAACUUUACCCAGGAAGCAUCGCUGGGAGCUUUGCAGAACCUCACAGCGGGAAGUGGACCUGUAAGUAGAAAGAGAGGGGAUUUCCCCUUUUAUUUUGCUUUCCUUUCAGCCCCUCCCCUGUAGUUCAAUAUGUUUUUGAUGACCUCAUGAGAGGGAUUUACAGUUUCCUGCUGUAUUGGCUCUCAAUACAGAGAGCCAGUGAGGUGUAGUGGUGACAGCACUGGGCUAGGACCGGGGGGAGAACUAUGUUUGCCUCCUUGAUCUUCCAGUAAAUAUCAUCUGAAGAAAUGCUUUUCACGUUUUUCAGUAAAGGAGAUCUGAUUCUAAACUUUUAGGGCCAGAGUCGGGGGUUGGAAUUGUUGGGCCCCCAUCUCAACAGGAAGCUCCACUGCUGAUUGCCGGAGCUCCCUGGUGCCGGUGGUGGUCCUCUCUUGCCAUGGCUACCUAUUCACCCACUCCAUCUCUCUGCCUCCAGAGGGAUAGGACCAGAGAACAAUGGAAGAGAGGGAGCAGAAGGAACAAGAGCUGCCACCAACUCAUUUGUCUGCCAUUUUCUCCCUAGGCAGCAGUGGAAGAUUGUUACUAGAAGCAGAGGCAGAACAGGGCGGCAAUUGCAGGAAAGAAGAGAAGGUGGCCCCUUGCCUAACAGACAUGCACACAAACCUGAGGCCAUCACUGUCCCCUGUGCUGUGCAUUAUAUAUAUAUAUAUUUCUACCCCGUCCUCUUUCAAAGGAGCUUCAGGUGGCAUAUGUUUUUGUCCUCACAAUAACCCUGUUCAGAGUGUGAGAUUUUGACCAGCUUCGGCCCAUCUGAAGCUGAUACAGGCUCGUCUUAUCUUGAGCCCAAGCAGAGUAGUCCACACAGCAGAAGGAUAAGCAGUAUGUGCCACAUUCUUAACUUUAUUUCCACUCUAUGCUGAGAGAAUACAAACAUGCAUCUUGCCUCUGUGAGAGCAGAGAAGCAACUGUCUCUCUAACAAAGAAACCGAGAGAACAGUGAAAAACAGGAAACCAGUGUACAUCACAUCCAGUCUCCCAUUCCCGUGGGAAUCCAACAGUAACUCUGACUGUGGAAUGCAAAACAAUGUCUUGUGACUGCAGUUGCUGCUCAGUGAGGGAAAUAGAAACCAACACAAAGAAUCUGUGAUCCUCCAGAUGCUCCCAUCAGCCCCAGCCAAGAUGGUCAAAGCUUAUGGAGCUGUAGUCCAGCACAGGUUCCCUAUCUCUGUCCUAGUCUGAUAUACUCCUCCAUGCUGGAUCUCGCAUCAUUCUCCUGCUGUGCCGUUGCCACUUAACUCUGCUCUCCAAUGUUAGUUGAGCAGCAGCCAUCAGUUCUGCUGCAUCAACCAAAGAAGUUUCUUCUGAGACCAGCUGCACUAUUUCUGACCAGGCUAUUCCCUUUCCUUAUCUGCUGCGUGUAGGGGGCAGGCGGUAAUAUUGUUGCGGGAGCAUCUUGCAAAGGCUGAAAUGGAACUGGGACGUCCUAUUAGGUGUCUAGCACAGCUCUGGAACUGAAUUAGCUCUAAUGUCUCUCAGUGGCAUGCAAUGAAAUUAUAAUUGGUUUAGACCAGUUUAGCUGGCGUGGCUGCACCCCAAAAGAUCCUGGGAACUAUAGUUGGAUAUGGGAGCUGAGAAUUCCUGUCUCUUACCAUAGAGCAGAAGCUGUCCUUGGGAGAGGGAAUGGUUUGUAAACCUGCUAAGUCUAUGGUGUAGACACAUUUGAACAACGUAGUGUCCUCCAGAUGUUGGACUACAACUCCCAUCAUCUCUGACAACUGGCUGUGCUGGUGGUUUCACUUAUGCCUGAAGAAGCUGUGUGUGUUUUCUGACAGAUGCCAUUUGGAGUAGCCCAAGUCAUUGUCAAGAAGGCCAACGGCCUCCCAAGUAUUCGAAACAUGCUGCAUGUGAGCUGUCCAAGUGUUAAGAAAACGGCCGUCUCCUUGCUCAGGAACUUGUCUCGCAACACCUCGCUGCAAAAUGAAAUAGGUAAAUAAAUGUGCAAUGACUGGCCAAAAUUACUUCACUGUCAGAUUACUGUUAAAUGCAUUGUAAGUAUAUAAAGAAAGCUGAGCUUGAUGAAAAUCCCCUUCCAUUAAUAAUAGGAAUAAUAAAGGAUUGCCUUAAUAAACAAUCACAGCUGCGUGUGUGGACUUCAUUCAUCUUAAUGUUUUCUAUCUGGGAUGAUAAUGGAACUUCAGUCUGUGUUGUUUCAUCUGUGAUGGUUGUUUCCAUUAGCUCUAUAAUGGCAUUCAAAUCCUGUUCACACUAGGGAAUCAAGAUUGGACUGGCACCACUUCUGCUGUGCCCCACUCCAGAACAAAUAAUCCCGGCACAUUUUAAAGUCUAUAGAUGGUUUAAUCAGUCAAGAGGAACGUCUUCACCUGGCACCUAAAUAUAUGUAAUGGCAGUGCCAGUGAACCUCUCUGGGGAGAGCAUUCCACAAGCAGGGAGCCACCACAGAAAAGGCCCCCUCUCAUGUUGCCACCCUCCAGACCUCUCGUGGAGGGGACACAUUUAAAAAGUCCUCGGAUGAUUGCAGGGGGCCCUCCUACUCAUCCUAGUGAGUGGGGCCCUAGAUGCACAGUGGAUCACUGGUAAAUGGAAGCCAACCUCUGGAUAAACCUAAUGAAAAGUGUCAUGCCUCAUAAAGUUUUUAUGCAGUAAGCAUCUUAAAGAAAACCCCAUCUAAAGUGCUUUGCAAAUUAAAAAUGCUGAAUAUUACUUGCUGGAUACCGUUUGAGCAGACAGCUGCAGAGCUUUAAACUUGAGGAUUCUAAGGGCACAUCAUGUUUCACCUUCCAGCCAGAGAAGUGUUGCCAGAUUUGGUCGCCGUGCUUCCAGAUGCUGCCCCAACCUCUGACAUUGCCAACGAGACCACGGCUUCCGCUUGCUAUGCUUUAUACAACCUGACUCAGAACAGCUCCCAGAAUGCUCGGCUUCUCUUGAACUCUGAUGGCAUCUCAAAGGUUCUGAACAUCAGCUUGAGUGACAGGUGAGCCAUUUUCAUAUAUACCUGCCCCCCAAAAAAGCACAAAAUAAGCAGUGUCCCCAGCAUUGCCCUGCUGUCCAGAGAUCCCUGUGUGGUAUCCCUGCAGUGCUAAAGAACUACCUUGUUUCAGGGCAAUGCUUGGCAUGCUCUGUUCUGCGCAAUUAUUUGCUUAGGUUGGCAUCAGCAUGCAAUUGAGUUUAGUGAGUGGUUUGAUUGAUAUAAAACAUUUCAAUACAUUUCAAGAGGUUGCACUCGAGUGAUAACUACAUUUCCUUUAUUACUGUUUCUACUUGCAGUUAUGUGGUCCAGUUACUAUAUCCCUUUAUUUUCUUACAGAAUCACUGGCAUUGUAGACCUAGUUCUCAAACCCAUGCCAGUGUUGUGCCAUUUGGAACUUUUAUAUAUUCCUAAAAUGCAUCCAUUUCAAUCUCCCUCCACUGGAAAUAUUUUAUUCUCUCAUUCCUUCUUGUCUUCUCUUUCUGCUUUACCUUUUUCUUAGCCACACUUCUUUACCAUGGCAUUUGAUACUAGAGAGAGACAGAUAUUAAUUCCUAUCCUCUUGAGUAGGGUUAUUUGCUUUCAACUGAUUUUUAAACUGUAUUUUUAAAAUUGAUGUAAUCCACCCUGUGAUCUCAUGGUGAACGAUGGAUAAGAAAUUAAUUAAAUAUAUAACAACAACAACAACAACAACAACAACAACAACAGCAGCAGCAACAAUAAUGGGGAUUUCAUCUAACUAAACCCAUUGAAGUUAAUGGAAUCUAAGUUAAUCAUGUAUAUUUAACUUCUCUGUUUUGCAUAACUAGCAUGGGAUACAACCCAAUAAUAAUUGUCCCUUUUAUUCUUGAUUCUGUUGGUGGGGAGCAAGGGCUUUUCUGUGUCUUAUUUUCCCCACAUUUCUUCUUUGUUACACUCCCUCUGUUGCUCUCUGUUGGUUUACUGCAGCAUGUGCUCCUGCUCUUUUUCUUUUAAAUAUCUUCACACUUCCUUCUCUAGACUCUCUUUCCCGUUUGCCUUCUCAUCAUCUUGAUUCUGCCAAAAUCCCUUCCUCCUUUCUAAACCUCAGGUUAUUAUUUGUAUUUUGUGCCUGCUUCACCCCUUCUCCAACUCCUUUCUCUUUGGCAACUCACUGCUUCCUGAAAUCCACCUUAAAGACCUCCUCCUCCUUCUUCUGUAUAUACCUACACAGACAUUGAGUUCCUCUUCAGGGCUUGGUUCAAGGUGCCCUUGCCAAGUGAAAUGAGGUGAGCAAGUACCAAAUUGAAGGUCUUCUUGGGGUUAGUACCUCGGCUAUACAACAGCCUCCACAGAGAGGCUCACCUGCUGCUUUAUCCAUGGUCUUUUUAGUGACAGGUGAAGGAAGACCUUUUUAUUCACCUGGGCUGUGAAUAAACUAUUUUAUACCCAGGGAAUGGGCAGCUGUUUAAAUUUAAUGAGCAUUAAACUAAUAAUAAUCUACAUGUCUCAUUCCUUGUGCUUCUUUCCUUUCCUACCUUUUAACCUAGAUUCCCUCCCUCUUCAUUCCCCCUUUCUGUUGUGUACCUUCCUGUGUAUUUUUGAGACUCAAUGCCCCAUGGCCAAGGUCUGUUCUUUUUAACUUAGCUGAGCUGUUUUGCAAAUAAUGCUGAUUGCUGUUGUUGUUAUUAUUCUCCUCCUCAGCAAAGCUGGCAGAGCUGCUUCCAUCCUCUUGUAUUCUUUGUGGUCUCAUGCCGAUCUCCACAGUGCCUACAAAAAGGUAAGCUGUCAUCUAGCUCUGGGGCAAUAACCUUCCUGUUGGUCACAGUUGUUGUUUUUCAAUUGAUUUUAAGUAUUACAGGUCUGUUUGCAAAGUCAGUUCUCUAACAGCGCAAUCUUAACCAUGUCUACACUUAAGUAAGUCCUUAUUGGAUUCAGUGGUGCUUACUCCCAGUUAAGUGUGUUAGGAUUGUAGCCUUAGUCUUCAAGAGACAAGCCAGUGACACAUUUUCUCUAAUUUAAAACUUCAGUUUAAAAGUAUAAUCAUUAAAGAAAAGUUCAGUGUUUCAUAAUAAAAUGAAGCAGUUUCUUCUCUGAACUUUUAGUCUGUGUUUUGUACCAAAAAGUAAUAAAGGUAGUCCACAUUUCAUUAAAAGUAUUAAUUUCCUGUCUCCCUUUUCUUACCCAAAUAUCCUGCAAGUUCUCCAGAAAGCUGUUUGCCUAGUAGUGUUUGCAUAUCUUCCUCCAAACCACGUGGUCAGCUCUGUAGAGAAGUCUGAAACAAACAUCGUUUUCUGCAUCAUGCACAGAUCCAUCUUGCCCAAACCACCUCCGCUCCAUGUGUUCAUAGAUGACCCUGGGUUCUAAUAUUGUGAAAGCAGGAGAAUUUAAACUCUUUUGGUUUAAUCUCUCUUAUUUUUUUCAUUUACAAGGCUAACUUUAAGAAGACUGAUUUCAUCAAUAACAAGACAAUAAGAGCCUACAAUUCACUGAAAGACUGAAAAGUAGGCAACAAAGACCUUAAGGACCGAUGAGACCAUGCAGGAAAUGGUAUUACCAUAUCUUCAGCAUUAACUCACCAGCAAGAGCUGCACGGCAUCCUCCAAGAGACUGAUUUUAUACUUCCCAAAGGAUAACCAGAAGAAAGUGCCCCCUCCCUUCCCAGAUAAUCUCUGCCUUACACCACUGCUUCUUAUUCCUUUUGAACUCAAGACUCAUUUGCAAAUCCUGCGGCCGUUCAAGUUGCAUCAAAGUAAAUAAUUUGAGUACCAACUUUGAUAUUUACAACCAUUCACACAUUAUAUGUUGGCCCGCUUUUGGAGAAGGAUCAACUCAGUAUCCUGGUUUUAUAUUAUGAGAAACUAAAUAACCAAAGAAAAUGGGAUUUCAGAAAUUUCUAUGAUUUUUAUUUUUGCUUGCUGUUUUUUGCUAUGCCUAACUACUAAUCAGUGCUUCCUACAAAACUGCCCUAGUCUGCCAGAUCUGUUGAAAAAUGGAGGCAGAUUCUUUAUAGACUGCUUUUGAAACAUUUUCCUGGGCUGUUGUGGGUUUUUUUAGCGUAAUGCUCCAAUGGCCAUUGCUGCAUAUGUGUGUGUGUGUUUUUGCUAAAACCUAACUUUCUAGCAAUGUGGAAGUGAAAGAAUGUACCAAUGGAGCUAUUUUUAAAAUGCCUGUGAACUUGGGGGUUCCCCUUUUGUAUUUCUUUUAGACAGCCACACUUGUGAGUGUCCCAAAUCACAAGACUAUUCAGUUUGAGAACUCAACCAAUUCAUGUUUCGUGUGUGAUUAUUUCUUCCCUUUUCCUUAAGUUUGCCAGCUGGACAGGAAAAUGUCCUGACUUGCUGCAGUAGCUUGGUCUGCAAAAAAUCAACCAGGGAUGUUUAUCACAGCAUAGAGAUAGCAUCAUCGCUUGCUAAAAGAGGUGCUCAGAUGACCUGGCUCACAUGCUCAGAGAAUGGGCAGGCCAGGAGGGGCACAGGAACUAGCCCUGCUCCCUUCUAGCAAAAUGUUUACCAGCCACAUCC
Podarcis lilfordi (Lilford's wall lizard) is the source of this 45437-nucleotide messenger RNA. The record is from the annotation of a GenBank genome assembly. NCBI's taxonomy places the organism in Eukaryota, Metazoa, Chordata, Lepidosauria, Squamata, Lacertidae.